Podarcis lilfordi (Lilford's wall lizard) is the source of this 78595-nucleotide messenger RNA. Lineage: Eukaryota; Metazoa; Chordata; Lepidosauria; Squamata; Lacertidae. The record is from the annotation of a GenBank genome assembly.
GGGGACCUACGUUUGGGGAAAUCCUGGUCCAUUGAAACCGAUCGUUAGUGCUGUAUUUAAGCUGCGCGGCUCGGAGGAGGUGGCCGCUUGCUCCAACGAACUACAGUUCCCAGAAUGCAACGAGCCAACUCGCGCACGCGCUCUCCCCUUGCCCUUUGGCCGGCUUCUUCCCCGCUUACCCUCUGCGCUGUGCAGCUGGGGAGGAGUGUUUCUCGAGUUAUUGAAGCAGCAUGUCCGCUCCCUUGAGGUUUGACGGGCGGGUGGUGCUGGUGACUGGCGCAGGGGGAGGUAAGCAGCAGCGACCUCGAGGGCUUGCAAGGUUGCUUCUUAGUUACCUGCCCGGGUGCAGGUAGGAGGGGGCCGCCUGCAGGGUCUGCAGACGUGGGUCCCAGGCUGCUAGGUGUGUGCUGUCAAUAGUAGGUUGCCAUUUCUUUGCGAGGUUCUUUUUGGGGGGACGAGACUAAAGCUGUGCCCUCUUACCUGGGAGCAAGUCCCACUGGGAUCUGCUUUUGAGUAGACAUGUACUGGGCUGCAAUACAUGGGAUCUGCUUUUGAGUAGGCUGCAAAGAUCUUCUAUGCAUUUAACCCACGUUUCAUUUUUGAGUAGACACUUUUGUACUAGAAGAUCAUUCUAGUUUCUGGCAGUGUCCACGCAGAUUCUUCUGGAAAGCUCACGCACACAGUCUUGUUUGUUCCCAGAAUUUAUUGUUCAGUGAAAUCCUAACCCCUUUUAUAUGCAGCUUCUUUUUUACCUGUUAUGGCUGGCAGGUAUUCAUAGACCGUUUGUGUUGAGAGUGUCAAACUAGAAAUGACAAGACCCAAAAUCAAAUACUCAGUGAUGAAGCUCCCUUUCAGCUACUUCCCAGCCUAACUUGCUUCACAGGACUGUUGAGAGGACUAAAGCAGGGGAGAGGUUAACCACGCUCAUCUCUUUUAUUUUCUCAGAGGAAAACAUAGGUAACGAAAUAAAUAACAACCACUAAUGGCUUUGCUUAUUGCCACAUCGGUUUGCAGUGAAUUACGCAACUUAAUGCUGAAUGUGAUAAUGUAAUUGUUGCUGACACGGGGACUGCAAAAUGGUCCUUUUACCUCCCCACCCUGCAAAACGGCUGUUGUUACAAAAAUGACAAUAAAAAAACUUUGGAGUAAGUUGUUAAGUUGCAAAUCUUUUCAACUUUAUAUUCUUAAAAAAGGUAGGCAGUGUUCCUAACUUCACUUCAGAAUAUUGCCUAGAUCCCUGAGAUUGUGGGUGGGAAUACGUGAGUUUCAAAACCUGCCCACUCACAGAUGAAACAGUUCCCAAGGAAGAUAAUAAACAUGCAUAGCAAGCCAAGCCUCUGUUUUGCAAUAUGUACUGCCACAAACUUAUUGAACCAUUCAACGUGUAGGCGCCCGUAAUGCAAAGUAUUCUGAUUCUAGAGUUAGUACCAGUGUUUUAUCCUUUUUUAUUAGAAUAAUAAAAUCAUCCAGUUGUAUAGUUGGAAGGUAUCAAGGGUCAUCUAGUCUGAGAUUCCUUCAGGAAUCUUAGCUAAAUCAUAUAUGAUUUAAUGACUUUGCUAUCAUAUCUUUUCAGUUAGUAUUAAAGCCAUAUAUCUGAACAGCCAUCUUUUCAGAGUCAAUGAUUACCAGCUUCUAGUAUACAUUCCUGUUACUGCUUAAAGCAUAAGGGACGAUUCACCUCCUCUAUGGGCUAAGUGAGAUCCAACUAUUCAGCCCCACUACCAGGACAUGAGUGGGAAGACUCAGGGAAGAUGUGCCUCCUUUACCUCAGAUAAUAAUAAAUAAUAUUUUUGUUAUUUGUACCCUGCCCAUCUGACUGGGUUGCCCCUGCAACUCUGGUCAGCUUCCAACAUAUAUAAAAACAUAACAAAACAUUAAACAUUAAAAGAUGACUUCAGUGGGCUCCUCUUUAGUAGGCAGAGGGUAAAAUGCAUACGCUUGCCAUACGUCAGGAAAAUUCCUGACAUGUCCUGGUUCUUGGGUGUAAAAAUGGCAUCGGGGGAAUUUUGCCAGGGAGAACCCGGAUGUAUGGCAACACGAUGGGAAAAGCAGCGGGAACAGCUCACUAUUUUGGGGGCAGGUCAACAAUUUGGGUUUGUUCCUAAAAAUAGCUCCACAUUUCUGGGGUCUUCCUAAAAAAAGCUAAACAAAUUUGUGUGUGUCAGGAAUUUUACUUUUUGAAGUUUGGCAACCCUCAAAAGGCAGCACCUGAGAAGACCAAGAAUGAGGGCAGGAAAUGCCACCUAAAUGAUCCUGGCUCUAAUAAGGUACUUUAGUGUUUGUUUUGUGAGCAUUUUUUGUAAGGGACUUUGAGAGCUUCUCGGGGCCAAAAAGUGCACUUAAUCCACAAAGCAUUUCAUGAACUGGCAGGUUUAGUCAUUCAGUUCUGGCUUAGCGUCAGCACCAAGCAUACUGGGACAUUGGAUAGUGCCCAUGUGCCCUGGCACAGCCCGCCAGGGCUGAUGCCUGCCUUGGUGGAUGCCCUCAGUGCCCCUUGAGUCCCUCAAGUGGAAGUGCUGCUAAACAUGCCAAUCUCCUGCUUGUGCACACUUGUGCGCUUACCCAGAAACAGCGGUGACUCUGCUGUAUUGUGAUUUAAUUCUUUAAAGCAUUUCUAAAUUGCUCUUUAUCUUAGGGUACAGAAAUGGCUCGCAGCCCAUUUUGGUGCCAUUGCCACUGGGUAAACCAGUAAAGGAGAGGAGGGCAUUUAUAGCCUAGCUGCUGCAGGGAGUAGAGGCACUGGAGAGGGCUGGUGGCCCCCACCCCUUGCUUGUCCAGGGCCUCCCAAAAUCUAUAGCUAGGUCUGACCCAAUUAAGCAAAUUGCAAUUAAUUGUAUGAGAUUAGUUGAUUCAUUAAUCACCUGAAUCUUACUAAGUUGCUGCAUGAAACUGCUGUAGAUCUUUUUGCACGUGAGGUAUGGGAGUGCAGGUUUGGAAUAAGGAUUCUUGAGCAGGUUGUUCAGCUAAAUAAGCCACGCAAAAGAGGAGUUAGACGAAACCAAGGGAGGGACAUGAAUUGUCCAUAAUUAAUAACUGGCUUGAGAUAUGAGUUUCGUCCAAGUAAAGUACAUUUUGCCAGGGCUUUGUUACCAGCUUUGGCACAAAGAUCAGUUGUGGGAGAAGGUGUCUGUGUAUCAGGCCACUUCAGGUUUGCUAGUGAGUCACAUUAGCAAGUUAUUUGGUGCCCAUUGGCUACACAAACCGUGGUAUAACCAAGAUGCAAGCUUCAAGAGGGGUAACUGUCGCAGCAAAAAGCUCAAAGAGUCUCAUGACACUGUGAAGUCUAACAGACCUAUUGUGUAAUAAGGUUUUUUUUGUUUUUUGAUUAAAAAAAAUUGUUAAUUUUAUUUAUGCAUUUUUCAGUUUACACUUUGCCGUACAUACAUGCACCAUCUUAUCUUACUAUUACCUAGACUUCCCAACCUAUCCCUUUUCUUUGAUUUGCUACAUUACCUUUCUUUUUCUACCUUUUCUAUCCCUACGAUUCACUUACCUUUCCCCCCUGCUUUAUGUCCACUUGAAAGUUUGCUUGAUUCCAUCUCUUUUUAAAUAUUCUUGAAAGCAAUCCCGCUCACUUUUUAUUUUACUGUAUUUUCAUCCCAGUUUCUUAUUUUUGCCAUCAUACUCGUUAGUUCCGCAAAUUCUGUUAAUUUGUGUAACCACUGCUCCUUUGUCGGAGUAAUCCUUUCUUUCCAGUUUUUUGCGUAAACCAUUCUAGUGUCAUAGGUUUUUGCAGACUUCAUUUUGUUUGCUGCAUUUAAUUUCCCACUGAACUCACUGUUUACAGUUCCCCUUGCAUGCACCAUGUGUAUAUAUCCUGAGUUAUAGGCAGUGCUUUUUUCGGUGGGGGGGGGCACAGGGUACACAUACUCCUAAACAUUUUGUGAAUCUAAGUUUGGCCUCAUUGAGGGGCAGUAUUUCAAUAUGAGAAGGAAAAUGAGAGUACCCCUAAACAUUUUUUAAAGAAAAAAGUACUGUUUAUAGGUAUAGAACACUAAAUGCAUCUGAUAAAGUGGACUGUAGCAUAGCUGUCAACUGUCCCUUAUUUGGCGGGAAAGUCCCUUAUCCCAGCGCCGUUUCCCGCUGCUGUCCCUUAUUGAUGAUGUCCCUUAAAUUUCCCGGGUUUCAAAGGAAGCAGAUCCUCUCCCUCCCUCCCUGCCGGCCAGGUAGGAGGGAGGCUCCAACUGUGUUGCUUGGCUGCGUUGCUCACCCAGUAAGGAGUCUAAGAACGACUGGGGGCUGGAGCUUGCAUGCCUUGUGCCGAUCAAAUUGGCUGUGUUGCCUGGGGACUCGCCUUUGCUCAGCGCUUCCCAGAGGAGAGGUGAUGGUGGUUUCCCUUGCUGCAUCCCCUUUUCCGGGUUGCUGCGCAGUGGGAACCACUGCUUGAGGCUUUGUUUGGCUGCUGGCUGGGCUUUCUGCCUUUGGCUCGGAGGGACUCAGAAGUUGAACAUACCUGUGCUUGGAAAAUCCCUUAUUUUGGCUGCUGAUCCCUUAUUUUUGAGGCUGCUGGUCCCUUAUUUUCAAAUCUGUAAGUUGACAGCUAUGCUAUAGUAAUAAGGAACAAAGGAAAAUACCUUAUAUCAAAGCAGAUCAUUGAUCUGUCUAGCUCAAAAUUGUCUAUGCAGAUUGACUGUUGUUCUGCAUGGAGAUGCUCUGGACUGAACCUGGUAUCUUCUACAUCCAGAUAAGAUGCUCCGAUCUAUGGCCCUUCCUGAAAUGUUCAGGAAGUCCACAAAAGUUUAGGCCAUAAUAAAUGAGUUUUUAAAGUUGCACAAGGCUCUUUGUUCUCCAAGAUGCCUAUAAAUGUUAAAGCUGCCAGUGUCUCAAUGCACUUGAUAACUGAAUAGAGCAUUGAUUCUAUUCACAGAGCGUUUGUUGGAAAAACAAGUUCCCACAGAUACGCUGCACUGGUCACUUGCGAAUAACCGAUUCUAAUUUAUAAAUGCUUUUAAGAAACCUUAGAUUUAAGAACACUGCACUACCAACUUAUCUUUUUCAUGGGGGGCAUCUCAUGAAUUAGCCCAACAGUUGGGUAUUGUGGGUUGUUGAAGUUGUGUGUUGCUAUUUUGCUUAGCCAAGUGCCUGUUCAAAUUCGUUUUUGAAGCCACUUCAUUUGUAUGAAAAAGGGCUUCAGGUUCUGUCUUUGCAUUCUAAAAAACUUUUCACAAGGAUCAAUUAUUUUUCCCCACUAAAGUGGCUUUUGUAAUUCAGUUGUCCAUGGGCUCAAGGCUGAAAUAAAAAUAGGAGAAGGACAAUUGGAUUCUGUUACAGUGCUGUUGUGUACAUGUUGAACAAAUGGCCCCUACUGAAGAAAGAGUUUUUGCUUUUAGUGCAAAAUGAGGAAGGCAAUCUAAUGCUCCAGCCCUAAACUCCCCUACCUUGAGAGUAAGCCCCAGGACUUACUUCUGAGUAGACCUGGUUAGGAUUGUACCGUAAGGUUGCAAUCUCAUACCCACACAGUCAGUGGGAUUUCUGUGUAGACAGGCGUAGGAUUGCACUGUAAAUGUAUUUGUUGGCAUCCAUCUGUUUCAAAAGACAAUGGAGUGUGCCUCUGGGGGUGAUCGCUGGAGAAUCACAGCGCCUGCUGCGGCUGCAGAGACUGGUAACUUGUAACUGCUGCCUCUUGUGUUGUUUUUGCUGUGUUAGCAAACUGACCUCUUUAGAGUGUAGGCCUGGGCAGUGUACAUGGAGGUCCUGGGCUGCUCAGAUGGCAGAACCCCUCUCGCGGCCUUGCUGAUGUGGUCCAAAGGAAAGCAGAGCAAUCAUUUGGACGCUGGUGGCGCUGUGGUCUAAACCACUGAGCCUUGGGCUUGCCGAUCAAAAUGUCGGCAAUUCGAAUCCCCGCGACGGGGUGAGCUCCCGUUGCUCGAUUCCAGCUCCUGCCAACCUAGCAGUUCGAAAGCAUGCCAAUAAGUGCAAGUAGAUUAAUAGGCACCGCUGUGGCGGGAAGGCAAACAGCAUUUCUGUGCACUGCUCUGAUGUCGGUGUUCUGUUGCGCCAGAAGAGGCUUAGUCAUGCUGGCCACAUGACCCGGAAAAACUGUCUGCGGAGUGGACAAACGCCGGCUUCCUCGGCCUGUAAAGUGAGAUGAGCACCGCAACCCCAGAGUCUUUCAUGACAGGACUUAAGUGUCAGGGGUCCCUUUACCUUUACCUUUUUACCUGGCUGCAGGAGUUGCCAGAAGGAGGUGUACCAGAUGCCACCCCAACUGUCUUAGGGACUCUGCUCCGGAUUUGUGUAGUGUUUACCCUUUAACCUUUUCUUUUCACAAAGAUGUCUCACAAAGUAGCAGGUACGAAUUUUCCCUCAGGGUUUACUCCCAAAGCCUUUCUCACAAAUGAGUAUAGCCGCUAUUUUGGGUGAAGAUGAACAUACAUUCUAAAGUAUGGUGGCUUGAAAUGAACAUACACCUGCUGUAUGUUCAGAAAACAUAAGCAUCAGAAUAUGUUUUCAAACUACAGUGGUACUUCGGGUUAAGUACUUAAUUCGUUCCGGAGGUCCGUUCUUAACCUGAAACUGUUCUUAACCUGAAGCACCACUUUAGCUAAUGGGGCCUCCUGCUGCUGCCGCUCCGCCAGAGCACGAUUUCUGUUCUCAUCCUGAAGCAAAGUUCUUAACCCGAGGUAAUAUUUCUGGGUUAGCGGAGUCUGUAACCUGAAGCGUAUGUAAGCUGAAGUGUAUGUAACCCGAGGUACCACUGAACUUCCCCCACUACAAUCUCCAUGACGGAGGCAUAUUCUAAAAUGUUCACUGAUGUUAAACUUAAACUUGCAAGGCUACCAUAUUAACUUGGGAAGUAGUAGAUUAAUCUACCAAGUUUAUUUUCCUUCACUCCAUCCAUCUUCCCAGAAUGAACCAUGACUGCCUAAUUUCCUUCUCUACUGCACAGCUUAGUUACAUAGAUUGUUCCAAGUAUUUCUGCAGAUGAAAGGACUUAAGCGAUUAGCUUCUUCUGGGAUAGCCCUCUUGGGAACAAGAUCAGCAAGUAAGCCAGGAGUACUGAUGACAUUCGCUUUGGAUAUCUCUUUCUGAGCCUCUGCUUAAUUCCCUAUAUCAGAUGAUUGCACAAAAAAUGGAUGUGAAGCAACCUCAGAAUAAAUGUUCCUUUUCUUGUUGGGUUAUCCACACACACAAACUCAACUUCUUUUUCAGUGUUUAAACUGUUGAGAUUCUAAAAGAACUUCUUUUUAAUCCCUGGUAGGACUGGGCAGAGCCUAUGCUCUGGCGUUUGCUGAAAGAGGAGCUUCUGUGGUUGGUAAGUUAUUUACUUGAUUUCUUUUGCCAGCAACCUUUGUCAUUUGUGAUUUAAAACGCUGCAACUUGUCCCAGCAACCUUUGCACUUCAUUUAUUUAUCUAUUAGUUGUUGCAUUCCUUUCUUGUGGAGAUCCACUGUUAAGCUUUUCCGUUUUAAUUUCUCUGACCUAGUUUCGAUGGCAAGACAGCUAGGGGCUUUACAUAAUGGCAUACUGGCAUUUGGGUAGUACAUCUUCUUGCCCACAGGCACAACGUGUUUAUGGGGAAUCUGGUGUUAAGUUGGAGUGGUAGCUACUUACUGGUAAGGAAAUGUUUCCUGAAAACAAAAACACUUGCGGUUCCACAACGCCACAUGCAAUAUUUUAGAAGAGUGUUGUGUGUGUGUGUAAUUUCUUUCAUGUCAUGUUAAUGGUGCUCAUGCAACACUGCGGGACUUUAGUGAUUAAUUGACUUGUUUUUCAUAGUUGGGCAACAGCAGCUUCAUGUGAUUCAUUAAAAGGAACCAAGCAGUUCCUGAGUGCGCAUAUAUGCACAUAGGUUAGGAGCAUACUGGAACAUACUGGAAACUCUGGAAUGUGUUUAAUACAUUGGAGGAUAAACCAAGUUAUGGAAGGGUCUAAAGACAACAGCAAUAUAAAAUGUGUGUUAUAGAUUAAGUCCUCUUAGUUUUCCUACAUGCAUGGAAAUGUAUGUUAAUCCCCUUCUGCCCAUUAAAAUAACUCGUUUCUAAUUAGCUAACGACACUUCCAAGGCUUAUUGAACCUUGAAGUAAGCUAGGAAAUAAUAUUGAACUAGGAAAUAAAACUCACUGCAUUCUGAGUAAAUUAGUUCUGAGUGAAAGGCCUAGUUUUGGCCUAAUAAUCACUUGCGUUCCAUCUUGAGUUCCUCCUUCUACUAGUUAGGGCACUUUUCAAAUUGCACAACUUCUAAGUGUGUGUUGAAUUUUCAUGUAGGUUUACAUAAUUUGAAACCUUGAAAUCUGGAGCAAAGCUCUUAACACAUGGCCAGAGAGCUCUUUCAAUGAGUAGCUGUAUAAUUUCCCAGGAUUGCACUUACGGUAGAUGCCUUUUCAAUGCCUGUUUAGCAAGAACAUUUUGAGCUUCGGUUUUAGCGGCAAUGGACAAAAGUUCACAAAUUAGUGCAAAAAAUUAGAAAAUGCAAUAGCGGGAGUGAGUUGAGCAUGUUCCAUUUAACACUCCGCUCUCUGUGUUAAAUUUAGCUCAUCGUAAACUGAUUUGGGUGCAUAGUGGGUUGCAAAUUUGCACCAUGUAUCAUUAACCCUGAUUAGGGUUUGCUUCAAACCAUCGUUUAUGAUUUUGGUUUGGAAGACAACCAUAGUUAGGCCAUUUGAACAUCACAGCAAACUGCAGUCAGUGCUAAACAGGAAAAUGACAGGGAAGGAAAAUUGGAGGAAAAGGAGGUAAUGUCUGAGGGGAUGGUAAUUUGAUCAUGAAUUGAGUCAGUGACAGAAGGGUCGGUGGCGCUGAAUUAAGGCACGGAGAACAUGUUUUUCAAAUGUUUAGGUAGCUCAGAACUAAGCAGAAUUUCAGGCUUCAUUAGCGAUGUAGCCAGGAAUUGCUAUCCUAUUUGCUAAUAGCAGUGGGCAACUCUAGCAGUUUAUAAAUGGCAAUUAGGAAAAUAAUAUAUAUCACUCAUAUUUUUCUACCAAGCAGCUAUUCUGUUUUGCAACUUGCAAAUUUACAAUACAAUCUAAAAUUCCUGUUUCGCAUUGCAAACUGCAUGUUGCAGCCAGGGCUUUCUUCCACUGCCACAGCUCCAACAACCAGUGCGACAAGCUGUUUAAACCAAGCAGUUGUCAAAGCAGCUACAGCACAAACUGCUCUAAAAGCUUCAGAAAUGUGUGCAGUUCCUUUUCAUUUUAGCUAACAGCUGCUCUGAAUUACAGCUUUUAUUCUGGAAGUGGUUAAAGUUGUUUGAAAUGCGAGCCUUCGUUAUUUUCAAUGUAAGAAUGUUCAAAACAUACUCAAAAACAGAGGCUUUGCAGCACUGUUAGAACAGAAGCCUAGUGAACCAAACCUUAAACCCUUCUUAAGUUGGCGUCGUAUUUUGUCCUUGUGAUUCUCAAGUCUUUCCACCCACUUCAGUCUAGUUUAACAUGAUACACUUCCAAACAAUUGUUAGCCUUUGGGAAAUAAUCCUAGACAUUUGCAGCAGAGACGACUUGGAGAUCUAUUGCUAUUACCCCAGGUCCUGCCUUUAAUGCCAUAUGUUUUCUGCAUAACUGUCAAUGUUUUAUAAGUGGAAGACCAGAACACUGCAAAUAUAUUCAGCGCAUAGUUUCUAUAUACGCAUAGUUCAUUUGUGAGUUGUACAAGUCUCCGUCUGAUGGCACGUGAGGCCUUGCAGUACUUAAGCAAGUCUGGGACUGGUUAGUGCCUGGUUGGGUAACAGCUGGGAAUCUCAUGUAUACAGCCUUGGGGUCAGUGAUGGAAGGCAGGUGGCACCAUAAACAUAAAAAGGAAAUAAAUAAAAUUAGUCCUUCAAUGUGGGUUUCCAGAGAUGCCAAGUAUACAGACCCUAUAUCCAUGAAGGAGCAUCUCCACCCCCAUGGUUCAGCCCAGACACUGAGGUUCAGCUCCGAGGGCCUUCUGGCGGUUUCCGUCAAUGUAAGAUUACAAGAAACCAGGCAGAAGGCCUUCUUGGUAGUGGCACCCUCCAAGUGGAAUGCCCUGCCAUCAGAUGUCAAGGAUAUAAGUAACUAUACAACCAUUAGAAUACAUCUGAAGGCAGCCCUGUAUAGGGAAGUUUUUAAAUGUUUUGCUAGGUUUUUGUAUAUGUUGCAAGCCGUCCAGAGUGGCUGGGGCAACCCAGUCAGAUGGGUAGGGUACAAAUAAUAAAAUUAUUAUUAUUAUUAAGAUGGCUACUUGAAACUGGCACGAAACAGAAAUAUAAUCCUUGCCUGUCAGUCCAUCUGUCUAUCAGCUACAGAGCUUACUGCUCUCCCUUACAAUUAAUCAUUACCCAUUUUGACAUUUGGAAUGCUAAUAGAGAUAUGCAUGUUUAAGCCUCGUGCAAGCAAAUAACCACCCACCCCUUCACUCCCAGUUUUUGAUGUUAGAAGUAUAUGUAAAAAUAGGAACAUUCAAUAAAUCUAUUCAUUAAACAAUAAAAAUGGUACCCACUUAUAAUUGGUAUCUUUCUGCUGUUAGGUCAUAGGAAGAGCCCUUAAAUGAGUUUGACUAGAGGUCUGUUCGUUGUCUCCUGUGAAGUCUCCUUUUUUAGCUUUUGCGAUCUGAGCAUGUAUUGGAGCUUCCUCUGACACGACUUUCCUUAUUUCAGCUUCAAGGCUACUGCAGAAUGAAUUUUGCUGUGGGGGGAAAAACAGGGUGUGAAAUCAAGAAUUAAAACUGGCAAGGCUUCCUCUUGCAAGCUCUGUUACGGAGGACAUUAAAUCUUCUCGGUCUCUGGAAACCGCUUUGAUUUUUUUUUUGUCAUCGCAUUAGAGUUGGCAGUCUCGAAGCCUUUUCUGUUCCCCUUAGUAGCGAUAGCUGUGCUUUGACCAAAGGCAGUAUGAUUCUGAAUACCAGAAUGCAGUCCUAUACCCUCUUACCCACUGAAGUCAAUGAGACUUGCCUCUGAGUAGACAUAUAUAGGAUUACACUGUAAUUAAAUUUGAGAUACAGACUUUUUUCUUCACUCUACCCCUCUCUCCUCUUCUUCUUUCACAACUGAAAAGAGUGAACAAUACAAUCAGAACUUUAGCUUACUGUAACAUUCUAUAAGGGACGUGGGUGGCGCUGUGGGUUAAACCACAGAGCCUAGGACUUGCCGAUCAGAAGGUUGGCGGUUCAAAUCCCCAUGACGGGUUGAGCUCCUGUUGCUCGGUUCCCUGCUCCUGCCAACCUAGCAGUUCGAAAGCACAUCAAAGUGCAAGUAGAUAAAUAGGUACCGCUCCAGCGAGAAGGUAAACGCCGUUUCCGUGCACUGCUCUGGUUUGCCAGAAGCGGCUUAGUCAUGCUGGCCACAUGACCCGGAAGCUGUGCGCCGGCUCCCUCGGCCAAUAAAGUGAGAUGAGCGCCGCAACCCCAGAGUCGGUAAUGACUGGACCUAAUGGUCAGGGGUCCCUUUACCUUUUACCUAACAUUCUAUAGGUUUCCCUUACAUUUGUUGUUUUAUGCAAUUCUAGCUGCUAUCAUCUGUGGAGAUCUGCAACUCACAUACCUCACUAGAGAUCUCAGUCUGUGUAAUUUGUCACAUGCAUGUGAUUCCGUUUACUGUUGGAUCAAAGAUCAGUCUCCCUUCAGUAAAUUUGUUUGCGAACACCUGGCUUAAGGUUGUGCUACUGUGCUCCACUUCUCAUUGGUGAAUCUGUAUUCUUUAUUGGUUUCUAACAUGGUCCACUUGGAAGUAAGUCCUAUUGAAUUUAGUGGAGCUUACUCUCAGGUAAAGUAAGGUUGGGAUGCAGCCUUAGCCAACACUUAGGCUAGUAAAAUGCUUUUAAACAGAUCAUGAGGUGUCUGCAUAAGGAUAUUAAUUUUAUGCUAUCCCCUGAUUCUGUGUAUUUUUCAGAACAAAUUUUUAUGGACACCUUUUUAAUGUACUUCAUUAACCCUGAAGAAUUAUUGAACACAGUGGCAAAUUUUAAAUUGCAUUAUUUAGUUUGACCACAUGGGGGUAAUCCUACUUCAUAAAUACGAUAUAUAUACAUAUCUACAAGCACAAUUUGCUUUCCUUUUUGAGCUCUCCAAGAUGAGCUGCUUUGCAUUAUUAUUACGUAACCUGGAUUUUCUGCAUGCUCUUGUUAUAUGUCUGAAAAUAUGCAAAUAAUCCAUGCAUGUUUCUUACAGUUCAAAAACGCUGAAUUGCAAUGAUGAAAAUAAAACUCUUUCUGCCUGGCUAUGAAGUCUAAUUAGUGCGCUGCAGGGGAAGAAAAGAAAAAGAUUUUGCAGAAUAACUGCAUACAUCCAUGAUAUUGGGGGCUCCUGUUUUAACUACUGAGGGUGCUUUUUAAACAGAGACUGCCAAUAGAUGGCCUUCAUACGGUCCUGAAAUACUUUCGCUCACCCUGUAAGCUCUUGUUGGGUUUCUGACAAUUUUAGCUCAAAGUUUAUAUGUAGUCUUAGCCUUCCCUGUUUGCACAGGUAUCCAAUUACAGAAAAGCUCCCUGUGCCAGAAACAUUACAUUAAAUGUCCCAGAGUCAUCUGCUCAUGAUUUUUCAGUCUAGGAAGUGUUAGUUUAAAUAAAGGACAUGGAACCUGUGACCCUCCUGAUGUUGUUCGACUCCAGUCCAAUAACAUCUGGAGGACCGCAAAUUCCUUAUGCCAGAUUAAAACUUAACAUUGGCAGACUAAAUGCGUACUUAUUCUGACCCAUAUAUAGUGGUACCUUGGUUCUUGAACUUAAUGCAUUCCAGGAGUCCGUUCGACUCCUAAAACCGUUCAAAAACCAAGGCACGGCUUCUGAUUGGCUGCAGGAGCUUCCGGGUUUGCGGCAUUCGGGAGCUGAUUUGUUCGACAACUAAUCCAUUUGGGAACCAAGGUACCACUGUAUAUUAGGUCUGGCUCACACAUCUUGAUAAGCAUGACUUUCUGGCAUUUUUGCACAGUCGUAGUUCCCAGUGGGGAGCUCACUCUUGCUUUGCUCCGACCCCUGAACUUUUUUGUUGUUGUUUAGUCGUUUAGUUGUGUUCAACUCUUCAUGACCCCAUGGACCAGAGCACGCCAGGCACUCCUGUCUUCCACUGCCUCCCGCAGUUUGGUCAAACUCAUGCUGGUAGCUUCGAGAACACUGUCCAACCAUCUUGUCCUCUGUCGUCCCCUUCUCUUUGUGCCCUCCAUCUUUCCCAACAUCAGGGUCUUUUCCAGGGAGUCUUCUCUUCUCUUGAGGUGGCCAAAGUAUUGGAGCCUCAGCUUCACGAUCUGUCCUUCCAGUGAGCACUCAGGGCUGAUUUCCUUCAGAAUGGAGAGGUUUGAUCUUCUUGCAGUCCAUGGGACUCUCAAGAGUCUCCUCCAGCACCAUAAUUCAAAAGCAUCAAUUCUUCGGUGAUCAGCCUUCUUUAUGGUCCAGCUCUCACUUCCAUACAUCACUACUGGGAAAACCAUAGCUUUAACUAUACGGACACAGAAUGGCAACUAUGCCAAGGUUUAGCUUAGAGUGUCAUCUAACCCCAGAGUCAUGGUCAACAUACUGUAGGAGCCAAUUCCUAGGGGCCCAGGUCCCUUCGGCCUUCUGUAAUAAAAUAUUUGAGGGCCCUGGGUCUCCCCAAAGUUGAUGGGCAUUGCCAUUUAAAUGCUGUAGGUUGCACCCCAACAUUCGAUCAAUUAUGUGGGGCGGGGAUUACCUCCCCCCCCAAUAUUAUAUUUAAGUUGGCACUGCUGAUCUUUAAGUCUGGCCCUACCCUAAGUUGCAGCAGCUGGUCCUAAUUCUCAUUACAAUCUUCUCUGUUUGAUAACCAGUGAAUGAUCUCGGAGGUGACUUCAAGGGACAUGGAAAGAGCUCGUCAGCUGCUGACAAUGUUGUUGAAGAAAUCAGAGCCAAAGGUGGAAAAGCAGUGGCCAACUAUGGUAUGUUUCUCCCCUCUCAUCUCUAUCCCGCCUCUCCCCUGCCCAAGAAAACACAUGCUGACAAAGCUACUAUUUCUAACGCUUGAAAUAUGUAAAUCCAGGUGAGGUUCUUAGAAGGGUCUGACAUUUUUGGCAAAAUUAUAUAUAAUCAUAAAUGAAGUUUUAAAUGACUAUUGCACGAUUAGUGGUUUCCUAGAAUUUUGCUUGCCAAUUGUUCCUAAUCUCAGAACUGAGGGGAAAAGUUUGGGAAUUAUUGUCACCCAGCUGAAAGGUUAAGAGUACCCAAUAUUAUUGGGUCUGCUGUGACUAGGAAGUCAGAAUGUGGAGCCAUGAACGAUAAGCCCACACAUUUUAGAAGGAUUUGAAGUUAUGCGAUUCAUUGCGGCUAUGUAAGUGUGAUUCACUUUCCAACAAUUAUUGUUUUUGCAGCCAGUGCUGUUCAGAAGCAUGCUGUACGCUGUUGCAUUAAAUGAAGACGUACACGUUUAGCUUACCUGGGGCAGGUCAUGAAGGCUAAUAUUUAUGCUGAGUCCUUAAAUGGUAGCUCUGUUUCUUUAUUCUUUAAGCAUCUGUGUGCUGCUUCAUUGUGAUCUAUCUGGUAAUUUCUUAGUGGCCAUGGGAUGAGCGUACUGUUCUCUAUUCGCAGCGCAUGCCGCUGCCUUUUGAAAGUGGUUUCCAAUCUUGCAUUUUAUAAAGGCUUAAGUCCACACACAAAUGUAACACACAUAUGACAUGCAUGUAUUUACCUGCAGCUCCCAUCUACCUGCAUAGACUAUGGCAAGCACUAUGAAAUGCAUGCGCAACUGUGUGAUGUAGGCUGACCCUUGUGUCAGAAGAACGUCAGAAAAUAACCUGCAACGUGUCGUGAAAUUUAUUGAUUCAUGUCCUUCUAGCUUCAAGGCACAGCCAGGAACCGAAGAUCAUGGUCUGGUGCUUUAAAUGAGCUUAGUGUUUUACCCAUCUGACACAUGCAAUUAUCCUUAGAUAAUAAAGCAAUAUAUUGCUUACUUGACUACAAUUCCCAUCAUCCCUGACCACUGGUCCUGCUAGCUAGAGAUCAUGGGAGUUGUAGGCCAAAAAAAUAUCUGAAGGAGCGAGGUUGAGGAAGCCUGCUUUAGAUUGUGAUGUCUGAAGCCCAGGCAUCGGGAGAUAUUUGAUGCAUUAAAAACCACUCAAAAUGCUGCUUGUUCCCACAUUUAAGCCUUUUUUUUUUUUUGGUUCAGGGUCUUAAAUAUGUGUUACCUUCCAAGGACAUGUGCUCAUACAGUGGCUUGGAUCCAGACAACAGCAGUACACAUUGUGCCAUACGCAAAGCAGGGUUUUUUCCUGCUCCAUACCCCCUGGUGCCUCUCUGCAAAUUUACUUCUGAGAGCCAGGAGACCCCCCUGGAAUGGCAUGUGCCGGAGAGGCUGCAGCUGGGAUGGGUAUUGGCGCUUCCUGCUAUGAACAAGCAGAAGUGGCUUCCACUCACCCAAAGGGCUCAUAGGAUCUAAGGCGGUGUUUUCUUCCCCAUUUCGGCUAUUGGGUCUAUCCACAGGCAUCUAUUUGUGAGCAUAAUGUCUCUGGUAAUUAUGAAUGCAGCAGGAAGAAAUCGCAGUAGCUGCAGUUGCAGGAGUUACUGCUGUCUAUGGUAAUCAACUUGUUCAUGCAAAUGCAUAGCCCAGAUAGUUUGUGCGUGAGCAAAAUUUGACGUGUAAUGGCCUCUAGGGAUCACAUUCAGGUUUUCUAGUGUCCUGCUUUCCACCAGCAUGGGUGUAUUCUAUCUAACUAGAAUAUUCUCAUUGGUGAUUGAGGUUUAAGUUCUUUUUCUAUAACUUCUUUCUGCAGAUUCAGUGGAAGCCGGCGAGAAGCUUGUGAAAACUGCACUGGAUGCUUUUGGGAGGAUAGGUAUGAUUUUUUUUUUUUUAAUGAGACAGGGUGCUUCUGUCCUAAAUGGAGGUUUAGGACAGACUUAGGAGGUUAGCUCCCACAUAGCUGCCCUGAUCUUUCAGAUGCAGCUCAUGAAAAGGCUUCUGUAUCCACUUGAGUGGUGGACAGCUGCAUGAAGGCAUCCUUCUGUCAUCAAGAGCCAACCAUCCUAUUGAUGAGAAGAGGGAGGAUUUCAGCUCACCUGGAGCACCAUGUGGGCAUCAGGGCAUUUGAGGAGUCCUGUCCUGAAGCUACUGUGAUUAGGGCAGGACUGUUAAUCUCUUACUCAUUAGGGCCCAGCCAUGUACAUUUUUGAAUGUCACUAUGGACGCGGGUGGCGCUGUGGGUUAAACCACAGAGCCUAGGACUUGCCGAUCAGAAGGUCGGCGGUUCAAAUCCCCAUGACGGGGUGAGCUCCUGUUGCUCGGUCCCUGCUCCUGCCAACCUAGCAGUUCGAAAGCACCUCAAAGUGCAAGUAGAUAAAUAGGUACUGCUCUGGCGGGAAGGUAAACGGCGUUCCCGUCCACUGCUCUGGUUUGCCAGAAGCGGCUUAGUCAUGCUGGCCACAUGACCCGGAAGCUGUACAACGGCUUCCUCGGCCAAUAAAGCGAGAUGAGCGCCGCAACCCCAGAGUCGGCCACGACUGGACCUAAUGGUCAGGGGCCCCUUUACCUUUACACAGAUGCAUAAAACGGCAAGGCAAAGUUUUAUGGCGCCACUUUAAAAUACGUAAGGAGUAUUGAAUUUGAAUUAACUCUCUUUUUCACAUUGCAACAGCAUUAUAUAUUCAUGCUAAGUUGUCUGGCGGCCUGAACCUUGGACUUGCUGUUCUAGCAAAUGCUUAGGAUAGCAAGCAUCAGCAUGUCCUUGUCCUUUGUUUGAGAGGCAUUGCUUCAUUUAGAUAUGCAAGUGCCCCUGAAUUUGAAUGAGGCUGUUAGGCCAGUUACGUUCCAAGAAGCACUUUCGUUUGCCCAAAUUUUAGUAACUGUUCAUUCAUUCCAAACAAAAAUGUGGGGCGUUCUUUUCUCUCUUGCCAGUCUGUUACAAGUGGCUGGGGCAACCCAGUCAGAUGGGCAGGAUACAAAUAAUAAAAUUAUUAUUAUUAUAGUAGUUGUUGUUGUUAUACCAACCUGAUGUGCUGCAGCCAGAGACUGGAGUCACUUCCAGCCUUUAACAAGUGCAAGCAUUUUGCAUUCCUGAAAUGUACGCUCUCUGUGUCUCAGGACUGGCCAGAUUUGCUAAAGGCAAAAUUAAAUGCAACUCAAGUAGUAGUGAAGAUUUUAGCAUGCAUAUCAAAACUAUGUAUAGCGAGUAUAUGUCUAUAUAACAUUUUGUGUGCAUUUAUUUUGCAGACAUACUUAUCAACAAUGCUGGGUAAGUAGAUCUGACCGACAAAAACUUUUUCUUCUGCCGCAGAUUCAUGACGUUGUGAUGAUUUUGCCUCCUUUUCUUCUAUUUAGGAUACUGAGGGACCGUUCAUUCGCUAGAAUUAGUGAUGAAGACUGGGGUGAGUUGACUAAGUAACAAAGCUCAAUGACAUGGAUCAGUGGUGGGGAACAGAAUCUGGUCGGUGGGGCAUAUCAUUAUCUCCCAACACCCUCCCCCCAUGUUUGACAGGCGGGUGGACCAGCCACCUGUCGUGGACCAGCCACCUGUCAAUCACCUGAUGCAACAGUGACAUCAGGUGACCCAUUUUUGCCCACAUACUUUGAAAUGAAACAGUGAGGCUGAAGGCACAGCCUGCAAAGUGCCAAAGGUCAGCUGAUCACUGGGCAUUAUGAACCCCAGUGCACAGUUCUUCAUAAGACCUGAUAAUCUUCUAGUCUUUAGCACAGAACUUUCCAGGUGUUGUUGAUCAUCAGUACCUGUAAAUUCCUUUCAGCUGAGCCAUAUAUUUACCUGCCCCACACCUGAUGUCAUAUAUAGUGUUGGGUUUGGCUGAAAAGACGUUGUAGGCCAAAUGGGAAGCUUUGGUGGGCCUAAUUAAACUCACAGACUGAAGGUUCAUCCUGUUGGCUUAGAUCCAAACUGAGGUUCCAUUGAUGGAGCAGAGCAGAGUUCCACUAAUAGGAUCCUUUUUCCAACAGAAGCUAUUAUGGUAGUUUUUGCAGAUCUUACAUUUACUCUGCAGACCCUUUGAAAAUCUGUUCUGGAUUGUUGGGGGACCGACCGUAGCUGCACGAGAAGUGGCACAGAGGGCUAGUCAGACUCCAGGCCAUUGUUCCAAAGAAAAGCAUCCAUAUUGCGCUUUAGAAUUGACCUCUUUCACUCAUUCAGGAAACACAUGCAUUAAACUGCUUGAAUUCCUUCUAGAUAUAAUUCACAAAGUUCACCUGAGGGGGUCUUUCCUGGUAACCCGAGCUGCAUGGAACCAUAUGAAAAACCAGAACUUUGGCAGGUGAGUAGAUUGGAUUGGUCAUUGAACAUACUGCCGGAGGGAUCCAAAACUCUGUUGAAUUAAUAAGAGUUAAAGUACUCUGUGGUUAUGUUACCACCUGUUUCUCUGUAAAAUCCAUGAUACUUUAAUCUUAAAAUAAGAAAAGAAUUCAUCUUUCCUUUUAAAAAGGAAAAAGAACCCUAAGGUGGUAGACAACCAUCAAAACCAUGAUGUAAUGGUUAUUAAAUAUAAGCAGUAAUAGUUGUUGUUGUUCAAUAAUACUAACAAUAAUGCUUAAUAGCUGUAGAGCACUUGCAUGUGAGGAACCUUGAACACUGGUAUUAUCUAGUUGUCCUCCAUACAACAGCCCCCUAAGGGAUAGCCAACAUAGUCCCUUCCAGAUGUUAUUGGACUACAAUUCUCAUCCCUGCCCAUCGGACAUGCUGGUGUAGGAAUGAUGAAAGUCGGCAACAUCUGGAGAGCACCUUCUUGGCAACCCCUGUACUAAGGUUAGCCAAUAUUAUUGCCCCAAAUAGCCAGGCAGGGGCAGGGGGCUGAGUGAGAAUAAAUUUGCUAUGAGCAAUCAUGGUAACAUACCCAAAUGUCUCUCUUAAUCACUGCCAUUUCAAUAGUUUGUGAGACUCUACCCUGAGAUAAUCAGGGUUUAUUUAAGGAAAUCAGCCCUGAGCUCACUGGAAGGACAGAUCCUGAAGCUGACUCUCCAAUACUUUGGCCACCUCAUGAGAAGAGAAGACUCCCUGGAAAAGACCCUGAUGUUGGGAAAGAUGGAGGGCACAAGGAGAAGGGGACGACAGAGGACAAGAUGGUUGGACAGUGUUCUCGAAACUAUGAACAUGAGUUUGACCAAACUGUGGGAGGCAGUGGAAGACAGGAGUGCCUGGCAUGCUCUGGUCCAUGGGGUCACGAAGAGUCGGACACAACUAAACGACUAAACAACAACAACAACCCUGAGAUAGCAGAAUAUCUCCUAUUUGCUAGUCACUAACUUGCACUUCCAAACCUUGCUAAAUGACUUGGCUGUUCUCUUACUAGAUAAGAGGGGAAAUCAUUUUGCCUGGUGCUGUUUGCUGACUUGCCCUAUCACAUUACAGGAUUCAUCUCCCUUGCUUUUACUGGCCUAUUCCCCUUGUCCCCUUUCAAAGUGUUUUCUGCCAUGACACAUUAAUGCAGGAAUUCACUGCAUUUUGUUUUCCAGAAUAAUUAUGACUUCCUCAGCUGCUGGGAUAUAUGGCAACUUUGGCCAGGCAAACUACAGUGCUGCCAAACUUGGUCUUUUGGGUCUUGCGAACACACUUGCAGUCGAAGGCAGAAAGUACAACAUCCAUUGCAACACCAUUGCUCCCACCGCAGGAUCUCGGCUAACGCAGACUGUCAUGCCUCAGGGUAAGCAAUCUAAAUAUUAGCAAAGUGGCUGAUUUAAUAUCACAGAACUGCCCAUCUGCUUUUCUGUUCCUGACAUUUCUUCCAUUUCAGGUGAGCUUUGGCUGUGUCAUUAAAUCACCGAAACGGUGGCAAAAUUACAAAGGAUCACACAGUCAAAUGUUUUUCCUUUUUCCUUUUCUUUAUUUGUUAUGUUAGUAAUAUGCCACUUCUCCUCUAAGGAGCUCAAAGUGGUGUACAUAAUUCUCCCCAUGUUAUCCUCACCAAAGCCUUGUGUGGUAGGUUAGACUGUGAGUUGUUGACCGGUCAAAGUGACCUCAUGGCUGAGUGGGAAUAUGAACCCAGAACGCUAACUACUGUUCCACACUCUGGUGUGUCCCUAACUACCCUGAAUCAAAAGCAGACUAGAACUUCAAGUUUUGAAAUGUUAUUUGUUUUGACUGGUCCCCAGCAAGUUCAGAUUUUUUUGAAAAGAAGGAGAGAGAAAAAGAAUGGAAAAAAAUGUAACAGAGAAUAGAUCUACCUUUGGCUCUUCGUCAUAAUAUUUAAAAUCAAAAUUCUGGACCUGGUCGCUUAACUUUGGGUGCUAAGAAAUUUUGCACUAGCUGCAUUUCUGUUUCUCUUUUGCGGUAAUGAUACCUUUUCCUGGAUCACUGGAAAAGCUAUUGUUGGCAACACAGUGUCUGGGAUUUAAUGGAACUGUAAACUAGAUUAAACUUUUAGUCUAGUCCUUCAAGGAGCAAAGAGAUGAGCUGAUUCCAGUUUCCCUAGAUUUCAAAGGGAACAAAUUUAUGUAACUCACUCACCGUAAGUGCCGCAUAAGACUUUUAGAGAAGCACAUGCUUUUAUUUUUCCAAACAACAACUGAGGAACAACUCAAAACUUAUUUUCACAAAGCAUGCUGGGGAUUAAAUAGGUCUAGGCUCAGUAAAAGCGAGGCCUGAGAAAAUUUCCUGCCCCCCGUUUGGAGACACGCCUCUUUUGACCACCUCUUGCCUGGCAGUGAUGGAUUUGACUGCUUCUGUAUGAGACCACCAGUGCUGCUGAUUGUGGUGUUUUCAAAGCAACUUCCGUUUGCUUCAUUGCAUGAUGCUUGCGAUACUGGGAUAGAUGUGCUUGUGUGUGAAGCUCACUUUAAUCCUGUAUCUUCAUAUCGUUCCUCUUGUCUUCCAAAGACAAACGCAGACCACUAAGACUCAGAAUCAAGCUUUUGGUCUUUGAUGUGCUGUCACUUGGACUUACGCAUAAAGCGCAAUGUUCUGCAUUGAUGCACUUUGGAAAUAGUUCUUCAAUGAGCGAUUCAGCCCAGUGGCUGCUGCAAACCUUCCAAUAUCUCCCUAUUUUAAAAAUAAUAAAUAAUUUCACCACUUUUAGCGGUAUUGUUUCAAGCACAUCCACAAAUGCAGCAUACAGUGCCUCUUAUGAACCAGUUGCAUGAUCCAUUAGAACAGGCAUCCGUUUCUGGGGCCUAAUGUGGCCCACCGGUUGGUUUAAAUCCGGCCCCUGUGGCAGUUUAUUUCCCCAGGGUAAAAUCCUAAAAAACGCUCAACAACUUCAAUCCUAAAAAAGGUCAACAACUUUGGUUGGCCCUCAUGCAUGUUCACUUCAUCAAAUCUGGCCCUCUUUGAAAAAAGUUUGGAUGCUCCUACGUUAGAAGAAAGCAGUUAAAAGCUUCCCAUCUGAUACAAGCAAAGUUAUCUGCUCAUAAAUGGGGAGAAAAGACUGUUCAGGACAUAGUGUGCGAGAUUCACCCUCCUGAAUUGUAGCGAGCUACAGUUGUAUCAUCUUUAACUGGAUAUGGCUUUCCGCCUGUUUAUGGCCUUUGUUCUAAUGCAAGGAAGCAAUAUGAGAUACAACGGCAUUUGUGAAGUCCCAGUUCCCUUUCUCCCCCAACUCCUAAAUAUAUUAAUCUUGGAGUGUUACUUUGUCAUCUUCUUCCACAGACAUUCUUUUAGUGUCCUACACAGACUCCCAUUUCAUUUCUGAUUAAGGUUAAAGUUGACAUUUACUUGAGUGUACCCGGCGUCGACAUCCACCUCUUAAGUGCUCAGAAAAAACUGUGCAUGUUUUAUAAAAAGUAGAUGCCAACAUUUUUGUUCAUCACUCAACUUAAUGCCACAUGGGUGACUUCUAAUGUGAACCUAUAAGGGCCAGCAUAAUUUAUGUGAGCACCAUGUUAUUGAGUUUUUAAACUGAAAUUUCAGUCUUCAGCAUGCGUUCCUCCAAAGUGACAGCGGAGGUUUUAGGGCAGUGCGACUGCUUCCCUCCCACUGGGUGCUGAGUGGAGGGCACCCCAUGAGCACUUGCCUGGCUACGGGAAGAGCUGUAAUGGCUCUGACAGGGUCCUUGAGUCCUUCCACCUUCUUCCCAAAGCCUAGUUAGUUCUUGCCCAGCUUUGGGAAGGAGGUAGAUGGACUUUGAACCCUGCUGGAGCCUUCAUGCCUCCUUCCCAAAGCCUGGCACGGCAGGAGUGUCGUGCCGUCUCCAGAGGAGGAAAAACUUAAAACACGUUGCAGAGUUUCUAAGAAAAAAGAUCAAAGGCAAUUGUACUUCAUCCAGCAGAGCUUUACUGCUACUGAAGGCAAAUGAGCACAAUGGUCACAAAUCCAGUACAUUCAGGAUUGGCAGAGUCUAUAAAAAUCCAGUUGCAGCUCUUACAAUAAAACUUAGAAUACUUAUAAACCUUAACGCUAUAGCACACACUACAGAACACUAGAACAACGAGAUGGAAAAGUGAAAGUAAAGUGAAGGCCAGGCUCCUUCUGGCCUAUUAUAGUCAGCAUGACCUUGACAGAGAGAUAACAGAACCAGUUUAAACCAGCUGUACUCAGCUUCCCAGAAGAAAUAACCCAAACAAGAACCUUCUGCAAGAUUCUCUCAUGCAGAAAGAAACUUUCCAGAACACUCCUGAAUUAAACAGAAUAGGAACACAUCAGAUCAAUAUUUUCUGUAGUAAGAAAUACAAACUGACAAGGACGUCUGCUGGGGAGGGUGCCAAAUUUUGACCUAGCUUAGGGUGCCACAGUACCAAAUUCCACCACUGAAAGCAUGUAUGUCACAUUAAUAAAAAGCAUUUGAAAAAGAAAGAAAGAAAAGAAAGUAUGUAUGUCACAUUGCAAAAGGAAGAGCAAGAGGAGAUCGCAUGCCAGACUAACGUUGAUAUAGGCAAAGCUAAUUUGGGAGGGUUUUGUUGUUUUUUUGCUCUUGGUGCGUGUGAACCAAUGUUUAUUGAAUUUGUCAGAAAACUUGAUAAGCUGCUUGCUCCUGCAGCAACCAUAUUUCUUCUGUAGGCUUGUCCCACCAUUUCCUGCCUCUUGGUGCAACAUCUGUUCUUCCCGUGGGUCUUUGUAAAAACCAUGCAGUGUACGUAAUAGUUAGGGUGUCAGACUAGGAACUGGGAAGGUGGGACUCAAAUCGCCACUCAGCCAUGAAGCUCACUGGGCGGCCUAGGACCAGUCACUGACUCUCAGCCUUACCUACCUCACAGAGUUGUUUUGAAGAUAAGGAGAUGGGGAGAGCCAUGUAACACUCUUUGGAGGAAAGGUGGAAUGAUACAUUGAAAUGUGUCCCAACUUCUGUCUCUGUGCUAUCAUGCCUGGAUGAAAACUCCAUGCUGGGUGUUUUUGGACAGCAAGUUAUCACUUGCAAUGUUUUCUUUUGUACACCACAUAACGCUCUUAAAUUCUGAAGGCAAGAAGAGAGGCAGAUUGGCUCCUAGUACAUUUUCAAGCAUAAUUCAAAGUGUUGGUGCUGACCUUUAAAGCCUUAAACGGCCUUGGCCCAGUAUACCUGAAGGAGCGUCUCCACCUCCAUUGUUCAGCCCAGACACUGAGGUCCAGCUUUGAGGGCCUUCUGGCGGUUCCCUCACUGUGAGAAGUGAGGUUACAGGGAACCAGGCAGAGGGCCUUCUCGGUAGUGGCACCCACCCUGUGGAACACCCUCCCAUCAGAUGUCAAGGAAAUACAACUAUUUGACCUUUAGAAGACAUCUGAAGGCAGCCUUGUUUAGGGAAGUUUUUAAUGUUUGAUGUUUUGUUGUAUUUUUAAUAUUCUGUUGGGAGCCACCCAGAGUGGCUGGGGAAACACAGCCAGAUGGGCAGGAUAUAAAUAAAUUAUUAUUAUUAUUAUUAUUAUUAUUAUUUAUUAUUAGUGCCCCCUCUCCCCAAGGAGGUUACAGUCUAAAAUUACGGGGAAGUGAGGAAGAGAAACAAGGAUAACAAAGGAUGAAUGUGAGCAUGCACUUACGAGUAUCAGUUAAGCCUGGUAUUUUCUCUCUUUAUAUACAACUAGGAUGGGGAAACUGUGGCCCUCUAGAUGUUCUAGGACUCCCAACUCUUGUCAGCCAUGGAGAAUGGUUGAGGUUGAUGAGAGUUGUAGUCCAUCAGCAACCUGAGGACAGCAGUUUUUCCAUUCCUGGUGUGCAACGUCUGUACUAGAGUGUAUAUUUUUGCAAACUUACAUUAUUUUAAACUCCAUCUAACCUAGAUAUGCUGGAUGCUUUCAAGCCAGAAUAUGUGGCUCCUCUGGUUCUUUGGCUUUGCCAUGAAAGUUGUCAAGAGAAUAGCGGACUGUUUGAGGUAAUAUCCCUGUAUUAUCCUUUCCCGGCAACAAAUUGUUCACAUGGUCAGCUGUGAAUCUUUGAGAAACGAGAGUUAAAGUGAGGUACAUGCGUGUCCAAAUUAGGGUGAAUAAGGUAAUCGGUGGGGAGUGAUACCUGAAUUUACAUUCCCGAUAUUGGGUUUGCCUACCCACUUAACAGCUUUCUUGAAGCUAGGAGAAUAAUAUAUUAGGGUUAAAGAUACAUGUGAAAGAAACAAAAUGCAGAAAAAAUUAAGGGCAAUAUUCAACCAAGUUGUACUCAGAGUAGACCUAUUGAUAUUCACGAACCUCAUUUAGCCAUGUUAAUUAAUUGCAGUGGGUGUACUCUGAGUAAAUCUUAAUUGAAUACCACACUAAGAGUAUAUACUGUAGCUGUUUGACGUAUUGGCUACAUUCUGAUUAUACCUCAGCUUAAUACAUGGAUAAUGAAUAAAUCUUUUGCUUGCCCGUUCAGCUCCCCAACUCUUGCCUUCACAACAAUCAAACCAAGAAGCCUCUUAUUAACCAUUGUUUCUUGUUCCAUCAAAACCGGGAAACUAUGAUUAGCUGCUUUGAAACAGGCUAGGAUGUUCAACCAAGGGUUGAAGCUGGUUUAAUAUUAUGACUUGUUACAAAGUAGUAACCAUAAUUUCCCAUUUCAGACAAAGCAGGCGAUGAUAGUUAAUUAGAGGCUUCUUGAUUAGAUUAGCUGGGAGAGGAGGACUGAAGAGGUUGAGUGGGUGGGCAAAAGGCUCAUAUUCAUAUAAUCUCCUUAUUAAACCAAGAUAUGAUCAUCUGAAUCGGGCUAUUGCUGUCAUCCCUAUUGAAAUGAAACAUACUGCUCUCUCCAGUAUGGCUAGAAGUACAGUUCUGUCACUGCUUGCUUUUUGAGGUUAUAUUAACUUUUAAAAUUUUAUAUUGCAGGUCGGAGCUGGAUGGAUUGGAAAAUGUAAGUGGUCUUGUACAAUCUGGUCUAGUACUUGCAAAAGAAUCUGAAUUUAAUAUGAAAUGAAAUCUUUAUGUUCUCAUCAAAUAGAAUAUGGAAACUUUAAUUUGUUGCCUAUUAAGGGUAGUGGACCUUUAUGCCAAUACUUCGGAAUUAUACAAAGGGGUAUUUUUAGCCAUUUUAAAACCACGUUUUGGUAAGUAACUGUGGAUUGAACUCACAUUUAUACUACAAAGGCAUAUAGUAUUAUUUAUUAUUGUUAUAAUUAGUUAUUAAAUUUGUAUACCACCCGAUACCCACAGGUCUCAGGGUGGGCUACAACACAAAAUCACAAUACAAAAACACAUAAUACGUAGUAAAAACAAAAACAAGAAAACCCAAUAAUCCUGCCAACAUGUUUUAAAAGGGCUUAUAGCGGAGCAGUUUACCAUACAUCCAUGAAACAGUUCCUCAAAACUCCAUCUCUGCUCCCUUUACAGGUGUUUUAUGGGCACUCUGUGUUAUGUGGACCAGCUUUUUGGUCACUGAUGGCAAAUGAUAGUGUGUUUUUAUCAGAUCUUAUUUGAAACUGAAUAAGGUGCUUUUAUCAUUCUUACAACUACUGUUCUCUUUAAGCUUUCAAAAUGAUGCAAGCUGUGAAUGCAGAUAAACAAAAUGGCAAAAAGCCAUAUUCAGCAAAGCUCUUAAAGGUCUGAGCUAGAAUUUCUGCUCUACGUGGGGGGUCUGAAUUAUGUAAAAAUCAGGUUCUGUUCUUGGCAGGGAGCGAUAAUCUAGACUUUUGUUUGGUGGGAAAGGCUACUACUUUUACGAGGAAGCAGUGGUCCUGAAGUUUCAACAGUUGAUGGCUAUCUCUUCCUAUCGCUGUUUGCUUAGUACGCUGGGAGCGAUCGCUAGGAGCCAUUGUCAGACAGAAGAACCAGCCGAUGACACCAGAGGAGGUGCAGAAUAAAUGGGAGACGAUCUGUGACUUCAAUAAUGCCAACAAACCUCGAACUAUCCAGGGUAUGGGCACUUAAAAUUCACUAUAUUUCUCAAAUAAUUGUGUGGUGGUCUUUUCAUUGAAGAACCAAUUUUAUUCUUUAAAAAAAAUCAAAAAAUCACCCAGCUAAACAUCAUGGUACAUGACUCAUGUUGCACUUUUGGAAGUGUCAGGUCUUACCAUAAUGCAUAUUAAGGGAAAACAUGAAACUCUGUUUCUUUCCAAGGAGUUUUCUAGAUUUCUUGAAGAGCAGUCUUAGAUAUUUGACACUUGUGUUUGCGUUCUGAUGAAUUGGAGUAGUCUGGCAGUGAGACUCUUAGGAGCUCAGUUUGUACUAGGGCUGAACAAUGUAUUGAUAUAUUGUCCAAAACCAGUUUGAAGUCCAUAUUAUGAUACUGGUUUCAUAAUUUUUGACAUGGCAAUAUAUUGCGAAUCAUGGGGUUUGUGUGUGUGUGUGCUAUGCAAAAAUCACGAAGUGGGAAAAACUGUGAUGCCAGCCAAUGCUACAUAGCUCUAUCCUUAUUUCAGGCAUUGUGAUAUAUCAGCAUAUUGAGAUAUUUAGCUGGUAAUAUAUCACAAUGUUGAAAACCAGAUAUUGCCCAGCUAUAUAUAUCUAUUUUGCUCCUGUGAUGAACAAAUUGGUGGGGCUAAAAAAAUUAGAUAUGUCAAUCUGAAGAUAUGGUACUCAGUAGAAUUCUCCGUUUCAGAGCAUAUACUCUUGAUUCUAGGAACUGAAAGCAGCAAAAGACAAAUGAAACAUUGUGCAAACUGUACAAGGCUAAGUCAUACUUGGAAGAGACUUGAUGGGCCUUUAAGUUUGUCAGAAUCAGGAAUGCUACCCUUUUGCAAGGGACUGUUCAUACCUGAUUCCAGGGAAGAUGAUUUUUGACGAUAUGUUUAUGAGUGGCGGUCUAGUUGAUCAGAUCCUAGAAAGUUCAGGUUUUACCCUUCAGUUGAGGACUGUGUUGAAGUUUGCAACCCAAGUUAUCUACUAAUAGUGUGGAGGAUCAUGGCUACUAACUAAAAAUAAAAAGUGGAGAUCUAGCUACACAUCCCAGCCUCUCUCAAAAUAGCUUAUUAAUAUGCCCCCCACUACUGGUACAGCCUUAACAGAUUAUGCUAACACAAGGACGCCAACUACUAAAGACUAAGGGAAGAGCAGUUGGGUACAUUUAGAAGGAGAGUAGGAUGCUCUCCUCUCUUGAUCCCUCAGUUAAGUCCAGUCAAAGGCGACUAUGGGGUUGUGCACUCAUCUUGCUUUCAGUCUGAGGGAGCCGGCGUUUGUCCACAGACAGCUUUCCGGCUCAUGUGGCCAGCAUGACUAAACCGCUUCUGGCGCAAUGGGACACCGUGAUGGAAACCAGAGCGCACGGAAACGCCAUUUACCUUCCCGCCGCAGCUUUAGCUAUUUAUCUACUUGCUCUGGUGUGCUUUCAAACUGUUAGGCAGGAGCUGGGACAGAGCAAUGGGAGCUCACCCCGUUGCGGGGAUUCGAACCGCCGACCUCCUGAUCGGCAAGCCCAAGAGGCCCACAGUUUAGACCACAGCGCCACCCGCGUCGCAGCAGACACUGUCAGCCAUACAAACACCUAGUCCAACACCAUAUUUAUUUUGCCAAGCACUCAUUUCUCAAACUAGAGAAAUCAUCCCCACUUCUCUUCUCCAUCCCAGUGAAGCCAGGCUGGUCCCUAGAUGUGGGAAUCGGCCAUGAUGUUGUUACUAUUUUCCAUAUGGGCUGAGUGGCUGAUGGCUUGUACAUAAAAAUAAUAAUAUAAGUAUGCGUUGAAUAUUCUGAUAGAAUAAACUCCACCCAGGAGCUACUCUAUUUUGCUGGCUGAAAGUUAAACUAGUUGUUAACAUUCCAAGGGGUAUAUAGCAUGCUCGAUCCAGUGUGCUGUUACAUUUUUUCUGCUGGGUGAAGAAUUCGGUUAUGUUCUUGGCUGUGGUUUGGAUGGGAACGUGCCUUUGAUUAAUCUCUCAUCUGUGAGAAUUAGCAGAGAGCCUGUUAAAAUGCUGCUGAUAUCUGACAUCCUAAUUCAUUUAAUUUUUCAGUGGAACGACAUUAGAAAAUUUCCCUUGUUAAGAAAGUCCCUUUCCUUAGUGCCUCAAGGCACCGAACUGUUAAGUAAGGAAAACUAAUUAGAGUAUUCACAUUUAAAAAAAUGAAAGCUAUGUUACUUUAUAUCUGCAAGUUCAAGCUGUCCCCAGAGAUUUCAUUAAAAACUAUUACCAGCAUUAAUGUAAGUAAUUUGAUGUUGUGAAAAGCUAUUAUAUACUAAACUAUCCUAUAUAAUUAUACAAAAAAUGCCAAUUAGUGUAAUUAUUUACCUAUCAUUUGCGAGAAUAGCCUAGAAUUAGAACCACAAAAUGUGGCUUAUAAUGGUGUGUGUGGCUAUUUAGAUGCUGAGUGUGUAGGCCUGAUUUUCAUUUACCCCAGAUUAAAAAGCACUGAAAUUUGAGCUGUAUCAUUUUCAAAAAGUGAUUUCUUCCUCUAUAAUGAUCUCACUCUAAUUAGGCUUAGGUCUUAGUCGGGGAAGGGCAAAACAAGAGGUUUUCUGUGUAUCUUUGCUGGAGUUACAGCAUAUUUGUCUCCAAACAUUAUUAAAGAAACUAAUAAUGAAUUCUAAAUUAAUUUAUGCUUGACACCCCCACCCCCACCAUUUAGAUGGAAGCUGAUUCAAUAGCCGGUCCUCUAAUGACCUUCCAAAUAUAUUGAGGCAAAAAGUUUGGGCGGCAGUAUGCUAUGUUGGUUUGUGUGUGGCAGAUUAAAGUUUUAAAACCCAUCUAGGCUCUGAUGAUCACCUAGCAGCUUCUGACAAACCACUCUAUGCAUGUUCAGGCAUUUGCCUAAAUAUGUGAAGCAUUAAACUGGGAUAGGGGUAAAAGGUAAAGGACCCCUGACAGUUAAGUCCAGUCGCAGACGACUCUGGGGUUGUGGCGCUCAUCUUGCUUUACUGGCCGAUGGAGCUGGCAUUUGUCUGCAGACAGUUUUUCAGGGACAUGUGGCCAGCAUGACUAAGCCGCUUCUGAAGAAACCAGAGCAGCGCACGAAAACGCCGUUUACCUUCUCACCGGAGUGGUACCUAUUUAUCUACUUGCACUUUGGUGUGCUUUCAAACUGCUAGGUUGGCAGGAGCUGGGACUGAGCAAUGGGAGCUCACCCUGUCGUGGGGAUUCGAACCGCCGACCUUCCAAUCAGCAAGCCCUAGGCUCAGUGGUUUAGACCACAGCGCCACCCGCAUCCCUAGGGAUAGGGGUACACCCCCCAAGUCCCACCCCAUGUGUCCAGCUGCUCUUCAGAUCUUCACACAGUUAGCAUGCAGGUCUGAAGGUUUUCAAGCAUGUUUGAGCACUUCCAGAAAUUUCCCUAUCAGUCCAAAUCCUUUUCAGGGUUUCAUGUUGUGGGAAGAGAUUUGAAGCAUGUUUAGCCCCUUUCUGCUAGUUGUGGGGAGGCCUAAAGUGUAGCUGGCAUGCUUGGGGACAUGGAGGGCAAGGCUUGCAUGCACUUCUCUGUUCUAGUCCUCAGUUUAAUGGCCCAUCUUAUUUCCUCAUGAAGGGACCAGGCCCUUGACAAGCAGAGGUCGAAAGGAAACGUUCUACACCUAUCUUCCAAACACUGAGCAUUGCUGUUGGUUGGGAGAAGGAUGAGGCACAGGGAGGGAGACAUGGCAUGGGGAGGAUUGUUGGAUUGGCAUUGCUACUGUGCUGGCACUCCUGCCCACCCUUUCCCCUCUUUGGAACUGGCAGAGACGCUCAGUGUUCAGGUAGCUGGCAAAAGAGAGAGAGAGAGAGAGAAACACACACACACAUACUUUUCAAGUUUAUAUAUUUCACUAAUUUUAUACAUUUCACUAAUUUAACAAUCAUUUUGACAUUUCAAAACUUGACUUCCUUCCCCCUCUUUUUGUGGUUCCUUAAAUGUAUUUUUAAUAUCUUCUGCAUAACCACAUUAACUUAAUUUACUCAUUUAAUCAUCUUCUUUAUAUAUAUAUACUCUUAUGAAACUGCAGGUUAUUACAUUGAUCCUGUCAAUGUUUUUAUUUGUUUACAAUUUAUCUGUAAAUAUUCAAGAAACCAUUUCCAUUCUUUUAUUUUUUUAAAAAGAAGUUAUCUUGAUUUCUUAUUCUUCCGGUAAUUUUUGCCAUUUCUGCAUAUUCCAUAAGUUCUUGUAUCCAUUCUUCCUUUGCUGGGACUUCUGCUUCUUUCCAUUUUGGGGCAAGUAACAUUCUUGCUGCUGUAGUAGCAUACAUGAAUGGAUUUCUAUACAUUUUAGGUAGUUCUGUCCCUAUAAUUCCCCAAAGAAAAGCUUCUGGUUUUUUUUAAAAAAACAAAGGUUAUUUUAAACAUCCUUUUCAUUUCAUUAUAUAUCAUUUGCCAGUAAGAGGAGGCCGGCAAAAGAUGUUGUGCGUUGACUGCCACUGCCCUUAGAGAAACGUCCAUUAUACAGUGGUGCCUUGCAAGACGAAAAGAAUCCGUUCCGCGAGUCUCUUCGUCUUGCGGGUUUUUUCGUCUUGCGAAGCAAGCCCAUUAGCGGUUUAGUGGAUUAGCGCUACAGUAUUAGCGGCUUAGCGGGCUUAGCGGAUCAGCUGUUAAGCGGCUUAAAGAUCAGCUGAUAAGCAGCUUAACGAUCAGCUGAUAAGCGGCUUAGCGAUCAGCUGUUAAGCGGCUUAGCCGAUCAGCUGAUAAGCGGUUUAGCGGCUUGGGAAAAAGGGGGGGGACAGGCAAAAAACCCCGCAGGAACUCGCAAGACAUUUUCGUCUUGCGAAGCAAGCACAUAGGAAAUUCAUUUUGCGAAGCACCUCCAAAACGGAAAACCCUUUCGUCUAGCGGGUUUUCCGUCUUGCGAGGCAUUCGUCUUGCGGGGCACCACUGUACAGGCAUAGGCUCUCAAAGUUGUGAAACAAAUCAGAAAUUUCCCAAAAUUUAGAUGUGAAAGUGGAGAAACAGAAUGACAAACGUGGAAGGCUGCAUCUCAGAUUGUGGUAUGCUUAAUUCCCCCGCCACUUUGUCGUCUUGUCCUUUUUACAAAGGGCUAAGUGUGGUGGUUUAGCCUCAUAACAGCUCCGUGAGGGAGGUAGAGAGAAAGAGAAAAUUCUAGGUGAGAUUCAAACCACUAUUCCCAAGGUAUAGCUGUAGCCUUCAUACUGCAUUGUUAGUUCUGCUGUAUAGCUCCUUUUGGGAAGAACAGUGAUUUAAUACACACUUUUAAUAAUAAUAAUAAGAAGAAGAAGAAGAAGAAGAAGAAGAAUGCUCGUGUCUGGCUUUUGCCUAAUGCACCAGUAGCACUUCUAACAUAGUGAGUUUGGUUACUGUUAUUUUUUUACUUGUCAGACUGUUAAUGCCCAGACCUGAUAACCGCCACAGGGCACUUAAGUUUCAGGCAAUUCAUGUAAUCCAAUUUCCUUAGCAUCUUGGUUGGAGACACUGGAAGUGUGACCUUGCAUAACACAAGUUCCUCAGCCUAUUCAAGUGCUAAAAUAUCAUUGCAAAUCUAAUGCUGGAGGUUGGGACUGGAGUUGAGUUUCCUAUGCCAGACAGCAGAAGGUCAGCACUCUGUGCUAUUGCAGUUCUCCCCACCCCCCUUUUCUUCUUGUUUGUGUUCCCUGUGAGAAUUAAUAUAUAGCAGAAGUUACUCCCAAGAAGCGGAGAAGGAAAUUGCAUACCAGACAAUCGGUAGGCCUAGAGAAAUAGAAUAGGUGACAGAUUGCUAUUUGCACCAGAAGUUGUGCUUUUGAAUAAUACUAGAAGGAGUCAUAGCUUACUGAGAGACCAAAUGCUUGGCAUCAAGAAAGCUGCAAGUUCAAUCCUUGACAUCUGCAGGUAGGGUUGGGAGAGACACCUGUCUGAUCUUUUGGAGAUUCACUGCCAUUUAAUGGAGAUAAUACAGGAAGAACAAGUUAGCGAAUCAACGGUUGAAAGGAUAAUGAAAGGAAUAAGGUAAAGGUAAAAGGACCCCUGACCAUUAGGUCCAGUCGUGACAGACUCUGGGGUUGCGGCGCUCAUCUCGCUUUAUUGGCCGAGGGAGCCGGCGUACAGCUUCCAGGUCAUGUGGCCAGCAUGACUAAGCCGCUUCUGGCGAACCAGAGCAGUACACGGAAACGCAGUUUACCUUCCCGCUGGAGUGGUACCUAUUUAUCUACUUGCACUUUGAUGUGCUUUCGAACUGCUAGGUUGGCAGGAGCAAGGACCGAGCAACGGGAGCUCACCCUGUCGUAGGGAUUCGAACCACCAAACUUCUGAUUGGCAAGUCCUAGGCUCUGUGGUUUAACCCACAGCGCCACUUGCGUCCCCUAAUGAAAGGAAUAGAUGAGAUUAAAGUAAGCAAAUUUAGAGAGCUGGAAUUUUAAAAAGUUCUAAAAUGGUACAGAACUCCAGCCCGGCUAGCUAAUAUGGUAACAGGAUUGAAUUCUAACUGCUGGCACUGUAAACUAGCCAAGGGAUGGUUUUCCCAUAUGUACUGGGAAUGCCCAGAGGUAAAGGAAUUCUGGAAUAAAAUCCAAAGGUUAUUAAUGAACUGUUUAAAGUGAAGCUGUCAAUAGAUUUUGAUUUCAUGACAGUGGGUAUACUUGGAAAUGCGGCUAUAGAGAAAGGGGACCAGUUUACUUUCAAAGCUAUGAUAUUAGCGGGAAAGGCAACGAUAGCUUUAGGUUGGAAAGAUAGAGAAAAAUGGACAGUAGAGGCAUGGAAUAGUUAUUUGUUUGAACUUACCAGUACUCAGUCGGACAUUGUCGCAGUAAUGUCACAGGAAACAAUGUGGAAGGUCAAGUCCACCACAAUAAGGAACAGAUGAAACUCCUAUCUUCAAAGGAUAGAAACUACUGGAACAAAAGACAUUCAGUGGAAACUAAAGACGCUGUGCCCGUGGCUGAGGAUAAUUGUUUGAACCCUUCCAAUGGAUAUUGGGGGGUGGGGGGUGGGAAAGGAAAAAUUGUACGGGAAAUUUAAAAAUUGGAAGAAGAUAAUAUAAUGUAUGUAAAAAUCCCCCACAUUUUUUUUUUUUAAUGGAGAUAAUACUAGAUGAGCCAGUAGUCUGGCACAGAUGUAAGGCAGAUUAUUCUGUUCUGAAGAUAUAUGUGGGGAAAAGAAAAGAAGUUGAUAGAGAUGCUAAACACGGGGGUGGAGGGGAACCUUACCCCUUUGAUGUAAGUACUGGAAGACUAAAAAUAUACCAGCUUUGGAAGAGAUGUUCAAAUACUUCGUGGUGCAAAGCUGAUACCUGGCAGUAUUUUUAAUUUGCCAGUUCAAGUACACUUCCUUCCGUGUCUCGAUUACUAAGUUAACACUGAUUGUUUCUGAUGUUAAUUUAAGCAAUAUUUAAAGGAUAGUGGGGCAUACUUCGAGAGCUGUUCUCCAAACUCUCCACUCUUUUAAACAGUUAGCAGGUUGUGAGGGAAGGGGGUAGGUGGGUGGGUGUUUGGGGUGAGGUGUGCUGUUUGCUGUGGGUAACAGUCGUAAAAUGGCUGCCAUGGGGUGGGAGGUGUCGCAACUCCAAAUGUAGCUGGUGGGAUGUGCUGUGUAACACAAAAUAGUUGCUACAUCUAAAAGAGUGCGGGGGGGGAUCAUAGGAACACGUAAUAGCGCUGGCCUGCCCCCCUGCCCAGUCAAUGGGAAAAAGGCAACCACACCAGCCAUCACCAUUCUUGCUCACAGAAACAAGCUAUUUACAUCUUUCCUUUGUUCAAAACAGAAGGAAGAGUUGGUGUCCAAUUGUGUAACCCGGCAAAAAGUCGGCAUGUUUAAGGGGAGAUGGGUUGUUCUAUGUUGCAGAACUGAGCAGAAAGAGCAAAUCGCAUCUCUCACAUUGUGGAUUUUUGAAGGGGUAUUUACUGAGACCUUUAACAGGCCCUGUAGGAAAUACAGUCAUACACUGGAUCCCGAAUGCCUUGCAAGUCAAACGUUUUGACUCCCGAACACUGCAAACCCGGAAGUGAGUGUUCCGGUUUGCGAACGUUCUUUGGAACCCAAAAGCCCAACAGGGCUUCCACGGCUUCUGAUUGGCUGCAGGAGCUUCCGGCAGCCAAUCAGAAGCCCUGCUUUGGUUUCCAAACAUUUUGGAAAUUGAAUGGAUUUCUGGAAUGGCUUCUGUUUGACUUCCAAGGUACGACUGUACUGGCAGGCACUGGAGCCCACAGACAGCAUUGGGAACCUCUAUAAUUAAUAUGUGAGGGUUCACAUUAACAAGUGCAAUGUAAAGCAUACGAAUGGUUAGGAGGCACUGUGUUAACUUCAAGAAUAAGGGACUUCCCCAAAAGUGAGGUUGAAGUGUCAUGUUAGCAUUUUGUGACGGUUGUAUUUUUGCUUGGAAUGAAGCUGUGGAAUGACUUAUUUUUGUGUGUGUGUGGUUUCAAAACCAUUUCCCUUCUGUAUUUCCAGAAUCAGUCAGCAUGCUGAAUGAUGUGUUAAGUCAAAUAGAAUCCCAAGAUGUCUCCCCCAAUCCCACAAGCCACAGUGCAUCAAGAUCCUCUACAGGCUUUGACCCUGUAAGUAAAAAUGCUUCUGCAAGGUACUUGGCUUGAAGAUAUUCCGUUGCCUGGAGCCAGGAAAAGCUACUGUGACACAUGAAUCGGAAGAUGCAGUGUACUGUCUCAAAAGGUCAAUUUUAAAAUGUGAGCUGGAGAAGGCGGUGCUUUCCCCCACACUGUUCCCUUGUACACUAUUCCAUAGUGUAAAGUAACAUUUAUGAGAACUGAUUAGACUAGAGAAUUUGCUACUUCUUCUCCGAAGAAUGCAGACACUCUAGUCCUGCAGGUUUGCUAGUCAGGUGUAAUUUCUCCAGGCAUUGGUUUGUAGGGCAGAGUAACAUCUCUUUCAGAAAGUUAAAAAUAAAUGAUCCCUCUGUUUCGUUUUGUACCGCAGCUGCUAAAAUCUAGCAUCACAUUUCUCUUUAAGUGUGUGUGUGCGCAGCAAACAUGCAUUUUGAGAAGCUUGGCAUAAUUUGUGGACAAAGAUAUGUGCCUUAAGGUUAUUUGUCCCUAAUGGGCUGCUGUCUCACUGGGGAAAGGGGAAGGCUGUAGCUCAGCGUAUCUGCUUUACAUACAGAAGAUCGCAGGUUUGAUCCCCAGCAUCUCUGGGUAGGACCGGGUAUGUCCUGUAUCUGAAACCUUGGAGUGCUGCUGAGAGUCAAGUGUAGACAGUAGCAAGCUUGAAGGAGCAAUGAUCAUCCCUGACUACUGGUCCUAUUAGCUAGGGAUGAUGGGAGUUGUAGUCCCAAAACGGCUGGAGGGCCAAGUUUGGCCAUGCCUGCCUUAGAUGGAGUUGGAGGACCCUGUUUCAGGCAAGUGGAGUGGCACCGAGUUUUGAAAUAUCCUAGUUUUGCGAUACCCUGGAGCCGUAGUAGUUUAGACAUAGAACAGUUGUCCUAAAAGAGAAUCGGUACAAAAUAUUUAACUGGCACCCGGAAGGGAUUAUCUCUUCUCAAUUUCCCAUCACCAUUUUGAAGAUCAACUAUGAAUGAGUUUCUGCGCUCUUGACUGGUAUUCAGGUUGAGUAUGUGUCCCUAUAUGAUAUAUACAAGAAAGGAGGAGCCAGUGUGGUGUAGUGGUUAAGAGCGGUAGACUCGUAAUCUGGGGAACCGGGUUCGCGUCUCCGCUCCUCCACAUGCAGCUGCUGGGUGACCUUGGGCGAGUCACACUUCUGUGAAGUCUCUCAGCCCCACUCACGUCACAAAGUGUUUGUUGUGGGGGAGGAAGGGAAAGGAGAAUGUUAGCCGCUUUGAGACUCCUUCGGGUAGUGAUAAAGCGGGAUAUCAAAUUCAAACUCUUCUAGAUACAUUUUCUCACACAUCCUUUACCUUUUCCCAACUUUUGAUAUCAGUGGUGUGAAGACUUUCCUCUUUCGGCUGACCUAUUAAUGGAUGAAAUCAAAUUUAGUACAUUUGUAUGAGAUUUUCACUCUGCAUGGGAUUGAGUAAGAUUUUUUCCCCUUCCUAUUUAUAUUUCAGCCAUACAUGUGAACCCAUAAAAGUUAUUAGACUGUAAAACAAAUGAGCAUCUUAUAAAUUGGAAGCAGCGAUGGGCGUCAUGUGCCACUCCUAGAUGUUGGUGGAUGUUCAACUCCCAACAGACCCAACCAGCAUGGCCAGGGGUCAAAGAUUAUGGGAACUGUUGUUCCACCACAUCUGGAAUGGCUACAGAUUCCAUCUCUGGUUAAUACACACUUGUGUCUAUUUUAUUUUAUUUUUAGCAUUCAUAUGGCCUGAGAGAAAAUCCAAUGUCUUCACCUUUUAUAACAGCUUUCUCUCUUUGCCUUGAGGUGCUUCUCAUUCACCAAAGACUACUUGUUAAUCACUCUGAGCUUGCUUUUGGUAGGAACGGAAGAUCUAAAUUAAUAAUACUAAUGUGCGCUCCUGUUUUCAAUACCCACAGUCGCAGAGCAUUGGCCAGAAGCUGCCUACAAUGUCUUAUGAGUACAGCCAUUUGCAGCCCAUCUUGUAUGCACUUGGCGUGGGCAUGUCAACAAAAGAUCCGGACCACCUGAAAUUCCUGUUUGAAGGAAGUGAAGAGUUUUGCUGUCUUCCAAGCUUUGGAGUUAUACCAGCUCAGGCCUCUAUGCUCGAUGGUGGGUUGUCUAGCGUUCCAGGGCUUAAUAUUGAUUUUACUAAGGUGAGUGUGAGCCACAACAAUUGAAUUGAUUUUAUGUAUCAAACUGUUAGCAAAUGAAACAGCAUGCAUAGCAGAUGCAGAUUUAGCAACAGAGGGGGAAAUUUUUUGGAUACAUGAAAAUCUAAUGCAUUAAUCAUCAGUAGUAAACAUGGAGUCAAUAUAGCUUGGCUUUGAAAUGAAGCAGUCUGCUUUGCCCUCAUUUGCUGUUGCCCCGGAUGAUACAUUCCAUUAAAACUUUGGACAGUGAUGAAAACUAGAGCCUAGCAAGCCCAACCGACUGCAACACAUGGCAAAUUCCAAAUGCGAGUGGUAAAGAAAUACCGUAUUUUUCGCUCUAUUGGACGCACCGGACCAUAGGAGGGGGAGAAUAGGAAAAAAAAAUUUUUUUCUUGUUCUCCCCCUCAAAAACAUGGUGCGUUCAAAGUGCGUUCAAGAGGAGGCCUUGCAGCUGCCCCCCAAGCUUGUGGGGCUGGUGGUGGGGGGAAGCGCUGUUUUCUCCCAUCGCCAGCCUCAAAGAUCUCUGAAGCCUUUGGAGCGCAGCUGUACUCCAAAGGCUUGAGGCUUCGGGGACAUCCUUUGUAGCCUCCGCAGGGUGGCGGGGUGCCUUCACCCCACCGCCCUGCGGAGGCUUUGCGCAGCCAUCCCAAAGCUGGAACAGCGAGACGGAGGGCUGCGCAGCGCUCCGUCUCGCUGUUUUGGCUUCGGGGACAGCAGGCUGCUAUCCGCAAGCCUUCAGAGCCCGGCGGGAACUCCCGCCGGGCUCUGCAGGCUUGCGGAGAGCUGCCCAAAGCCUGGGGUGCACAGCGCCGCGCUCCCCGGGCUUUGGGCUGCAGGCAGCUAUCCGCAAGCCUGCGGAUAGCUUCCUGAAGCCUGGAACGCGAGAGGGAUCAGUGCGCACCGACCCCUCUCGCUCUCCAGGCUUCAGCGAAAGCCUGCAUCCGCUCCAUAGGACGCACACACUUUCCCCCUUCAUUUUUGGAGGGGGAAAAGUGCGUCCUAUAGAGUGAAAAAUACGGUACUCAUUACCUCCUCAAUAUCUCAACAUUACAAUGUCAGUCACGAUACAAAGGAGAAACAAAGAAACUGAAAAUAAUGUGCUAUGCAUUUCACUUGCAUCAGGGAAGCGAACCUAUCAUCUUUCCAGAUUUUUCUGGGCUACAUUUCCCCUCACAAUUGGCCAGUCUGAAUGGGCCUGAAAGGGUGUGUGACUCUAGCGGUAUCUGGAGGGAGUGGGUGGUGCUGUGGUCUAAACCACCAAGCCUCUUGUUCUUGCCGAUCAGAAGGUCGGCAGUUCGAAUCCCCACGAUGGGCUGAGCUCCUGUUGCUCUGUCCCAGCUCCUGCCAACCUAGCAGUUUGAAAGCAUGCCAGUGCAAAUAGAUAAAUAGGUACUGCUGUGACGGGAAGGUAAAUGGCGUUUCCUUGCACUCUGGCACUCGUCAUGGUCUUCUGUUGCACCAAAGCUGUCCGUGGACAAACGCUGGCUCCCUUGGCCUGAAAGCGAGAUGCGCACCGCAACCCCAUAGUCAAGUUUGACUGGACUUAACCAUCCAGGGAUCCUUUAUCUGGAAAGCCACAAAUUCUUCACCAUUAACUUGCAUCAAGUUUCUCCUAUGACCCAUGAGAGGCCUGGGGAAAGCAUCCAGAGACUUCCAACCUUCUUCUUUAAUAGUUAAAGGGCAAAGAUAAUGUUAAUAAUGAGGUGAGAUUCCCCACCACCACCACCAUAAAGAAUACCUAAGGUGUUACCUGUUUAACAAAAUGGAAGCAAAGUGUGAAUUGGACAAAGAAUUACUCUUUAAACAGAAAAAGGUGAGGGAUGGCGGCUAUGUAUCUGAUAGUUUACCCACCUCAGACUGAAAAUUUACAAGGCCAUAAAACAUAUAACUAUUAUCCCUCUUAAUGGGCAAAGUGCAAACCCUUUUGAGGAAAAGCGACCUAAGUGUUUGUGCUUUGAUUCACAUCAUGUUUCCAGAUCAAAUAAUAGACUGUCUUUACCCGAGGGUCUAAUAUAAUAUAAUUAAUAUACUAUACUAUACUAUACUAUACUAUACUAUACUAUACUAUACUAUAAUAUAAAUAAAAUAAUGAUACAUUGCGUUGUCAUGUGUUAACGCAGUAAAAAAAUAAAUAAGUAAACAUACUUAAUCUCUUUAUAUCGUUUUAAAAACUGCAGCAGUAUAGACUGCAGUUUUCUGACAGUAGUGCAAAUGAUGCAAAUUUCUGUCUUAUUAUAGGUGUUACAUGGUGAGCAAUAUUUGGAGGUGUAUAAACCUCUGCCAACAUCGGGUAAGACUUCAGAAACCCUAACUAAUCUUUGUGUGUGUGUAUGCGUGUGUGUGUGUGUGUGUGUGUGUGUGUGUGUGUGUGUGUGUGUGUAUAUAUAUAUAUAUAUAUAUAUAAUCAUAUAUAUGGUGUAGGACUCUGUUGGUGUUUCUACCAAGAGUAAUUAGUAUUAUUCUUCAUGAUCUCUGUACAGUUUCACGUGGAGUUUCUCUACCUGCAAAAAACAGCCUUCAGCCCAUUCUUUAUACAGGGAACUGAUUCUCAUAUCCUCUCCCUUCAAGGGGAGGUUUUUAUUGUAUUAUGCAUGUGUCAGGGGCCAAGGCUCUGUUCUCACCUUCCAGCUCAAUUCUCAUGAUUUGGUAUGUUCUACAAUAUACUUGAUCCAAAAUUCAAAUCAUGCCAUGCUAUUCUUGGGUGUGUGUGGAUUUUAUAUUGCAAACUUUAGCUAUUGAUUUUCUUGGGAGGCCUGUAAGUAUUUCUGUAUUACUUCUGUGUCAUUUCUUUUUCUUCUUUUCGAUUUUAGGAAAACUAACUUCGGAGGCCACUAUUGCUGACAUCCUAGAUAAAGGCUCAGGAGCGCUUAUUCUCUUGGAUGGUAACUCUCCUACUAUGUGUUAAGAGCAAAUGGGCAGAGAAAUGAGUCUUUAAAAUGGAAUGAACCUUCCUAGCGGUGCCUUGAAGCCAUCUUGGAGGAAGGCUUUGUAACAGCUACUGGAAUCUUGUCUUGCCCUGAGGGCAAUUUCAAUAUUAUCUGGGUUUGCCACGCAUCUAAAGACAUAACAUAUGUGAACUGGCCUUGAUAUUUUGCCAGCCUAGUUUUAAAACCCCAAAAGUGGUUAGUGUGUUUGUUUGUGCAUGUUCUGGAAUGCAUUACAGUGGUACCUCGGGUUAAGUACUUAAUUCGUUCCGGAGGUCCGUACUUAACCUGAAACUGUUCUUAACCUGAAGCACCACUUUAGCUAAUGGGACCUGCUGCUGCUGCCGCACCACCGGAGCACGAUUUCUGUUCUCAUCCUGAAGCAAAGUUCUUAACCCGAGGUACUGUUUCUGGGUUAGCGGAGUCUGUAACCUGAAGUGUAUGUAACCUGAAGCGUAUGUAACCCGAGGUACCACUGUAUAGGUUUAGGAUAUAAGAGUUUUGGGUUUUUUUCCAGUGAAGACUUCGUGGGGCCUACCCCUCCCCACAGCCAAUCCCAUAUUUAUUGUCUUUACUCUGUAUUCAUAAAGCUCGUCUUUUAUUUCAAAUAUUCUUAUGCCACUCUUUAGUAGAGAUUUCUAACGCAGCUUGUCACGUAAAAUAGCAGAAUUCCAGAAAAUAGAGGAGCGUGGGUGAAGAUAAUCUCAAGACAAGUGCAACAAGGCAUAUAACCAGCUUAUAUUAAAUGACAAAAGCCCAGGCAAAUGAAAUUGUCUGUGUAUGGGCCCAAACUUAACUUCAGAAGGUAGGGGGACAUGGAGGAAGACCCCUUAGAAAAUGACCGCAAGGUUCAGGCGGCGUCAUGCAGUUAAUAAACUUGGGUCAGGGCAGUGAAAAGGAGGGGCGUUUCAGUAGUUUUUAGACAGAAGCAGGUUUUUUUCCCAGCCAGAACUCAGUUCCGGCACCCCUCAGGUGGGUGCCAUUGCCAUUCUAAGCACAUGAGGUAGGUGUCCAUGGUGAGUUCUGGCAUCUCUUUUUCUAGAAAUAUAGCACUGGGUAAAAUGAAUAGAGUAAAAGAACUAUGUAGCUCUUCUCACCCAGUUCCCUGAAAAUUUAAGUCAAAAGUUCUCCGCUGAUUUCUUAGUUUCGCUCAACGCUAUGUUAGUUUUUACUUUAGCAUGCUGUAAACAGAGCCGCAGCUAAUACCCUGCAGUUAUGUCAUUAUGGGUUGUAUUUUAAGAAAGGAAGGUAUGUUGUUUGCAGUUAAACUAAAAUGGUUCUUUUUUUGGCCUGAUCAUGUCUAGUCAACACAUACUCUGGAAAGGACCUUUUGUGCUAUAACCAGUUCUCCGUCUUUGUUGUCGGAGCUGGCGGUUUUGGCGGGAAACGCUCAUCUGAGAAAACCAAGGUAAUAGGAGCUUUAAGUUGGGCAGCAUGGGUAAUUUGUGAACAAAUUCAAAAUGUAUUUUGAACCAGGGUUAGACAGCCUAAAGCCAGAGCGUUCCAAAUUGUGUGUCGCGACACAUUAGUGUGUCGGCUGCAGUGCGUAGGUGUGUCGUGCAAAUGCUCCCCACGCUCCUCCCGGGGCUGGAAAGGGAUUAGUUUAACUUCUGGUUUGCUAGUAAAACUGAAUUACUGUGUUGUGAAAUGUUGCAUGUCUAAAAAGUUUGUCACCAGUAUGAAAAGUUUGGCCUAAGGCCUGGAAUCUGAAUCCAGAUCUUUCAGGAGGGAUUAUCAAGAGUGUGUGGGAUUGUGCAUGGAAACCACUGGUCCCAACUCUAUAGGGCUGAGGUGUCCGGCCCCCUCCAUAUCUGUGGGGAGAGGGUCAGGCGCUCAUAAAGUUGAGGGGGUAGAGGAGACCAAGUGUGGCACAGCUUCAGUGGUCAGCUUCUUCUGGGCGAGAGAGAGAGGAGGAGCCACUGGCCAUUGAAGCUGUUCCUUGCUGAGCUCCUCAUGAUGAUGUGACGUCACACGUGCAUGAUGUCACACACAUGGAAUGCACGAUUUGCACAUGACAUCACACUCACCCCUGCCGGACACAUGAUGCCGUACGCGUGACAUCUCUUCGGCUGCCCUCUCCCACUGAUUUUUUUCCAGCUCAAGUCAUGCCGUUUCAAUAGCCAUCUCCUGCCCUUUUCCUAAAAGCUUCUGAGGCAAGGGUGACCUUUGCAUGCCUGAAGGACUGGCAGCUCUCAUGAUUAAGUCCUCAUGAUUAAUUAAAAAAAACAAUAUUAAUACUUAUUCAGAGAGAUACAAAAAUACAUGCCCCUUACAAAAUAUAUUUUUAUAUUUGAAACAUAUAUGUUUCAUAUAUACAUAAACUGAUAUGAAACAACUACUUAGUCUAAAAAAAGAAAAAGAAUAAAGACAGAAAGGAGAAAAGACAAGGAAAGGGGAAACCUAGAGAAAGAGAGGAAAGAAAGAGAAAAAAAGAUUAGAAAAAGAUAAAGAAGAAUAAAAGGAAUUCCAGCUCUCUGUGCUCCAGCUAAAUAUAGUAUUCACUCCUUAAGAUCCAAACAUCCUAUCUUCUAUAAACCAGUAUUUUUCAGUCUUCAAAUCUAACUAUGACAAGUUCGUUUUUUCUUUCACGCAAAAAGUCCAUGAGAAAUUUCCAAUCCUUAGUAAAUGUCAGUAAUUAGACAUGUUAACUUCUCUGCCGUCUCAGCCAAGUCCAAUAGUUUUAUCAGCCAUUCUUCUAUAGUGGGCGAGGCUGUAUCUUUCCACCUUUGUGCAUGUAGCAAAAGACAAGAGAAGUUCUCAAGCAUCUUUGAGAGUGACCAUUUCCACGAAGGAACAUACAAUUGGCCAAGCAGCCAUUGAAAACUGUAUUCCCUAUGCUGCUUGGCUUUAAAAAGUACUCCGUUUGAACAUCUGGGCUUGCAGUACUAGUCUCAGCGGUUUUGGCUGGUGGUGCCUGGCUCUUUUAGAAAGACGAGUCUCAAAACUGAGUAACGUACAAAACAACCAGACAUAAAAUGUUACUAAGAACAGGGGCAGAGUGCUUAUUUAUCUUUAUUUCCAGGUCACGGUGAACCCACCCAACAGACCACCAGAUGCUACUGCCAUGGAUCUCACUACAGGAGAUCAGGUAAAUAGUUUACUUCCUGCCAAAUAUAUAUAUAUUUAAAUAUCCCUGUGAAGUUGGAGGUGUGGUAUGGAGUCUUGUAUUUAACAAGUCACCUGGUCGCCAUAGGUCAUAGGGAUUUCAGGCAGGCAGGCGAGCAGGCUGAUGGAAGAAUGGCGAAUCACUUUGCUGCUGCUCCUUUAGUUCACUUGGUUUCUGUUCUAGCUUUUCCCUUCCAGACAUGCAUAUUAUGAAACAACUGCACAGUCUACUUCCUUUCCUUUUUCCUAUUCUUUGCAGAGUAACUGAGUUACUGUGUUCGCUUCCAUAAAUCUUUGAGUAAAAAGGAAGUGUUGACAGAAGAUCAAAACCAAGUCCAAAAGCAUUUAAAUUGUUAACAGUUUGUGGAGAGAUGAAUCAAUUAAUUUCAGCUCUACAGGGGGACUUUCUACGUGACUAUGGAGUUUAAAGGAUCAUCUCAUUACUCUUUCCUGCCAAUUAUCAGAUUGAUGUUUUAAAUCAAUGAAGAAAGAAUUGUUCUGCCAAGGGAUCAAUCGCACUAUUGAAAUAUGUGUUCUGUGACCCAUGUCCCGACUGAUACGUUUUUUCUUGUUAGUCCUUUUCCAAAAUGUAUAUUAAGAAACAUUUUUCGUAGAGACCAAUGGAGAAAACCCUCAAGUGGUGAUUUACAGGUUGUUGUUUUUUUUAAAAAAAAUACAGUGAAGAAACUAUCACUAUCUGGCAGCCUGAGUACAGAAGGAAAUACUGUGUCGCUGUAAUACAUGUCUUCUGUGAUAUUCUGUGUUUCUCCCAGGGAAUAGGUUUGAGCUUAAUAGAGCUUUAAUUAACUUCAGUAAAUGACUUUUUUCGCAACUUGCAGUAUUUGUGCUGGUUGUAACAAAUAGUGACAAAUUGGGAUUUUCAUGAAUAUCAUUUCAAUCUUGUUACUUUUGUUCCUUUUCAUUCCUGAUUUUAAUACUUCAGGACUUUGUUCUGCUUAUUACUGCAAUCAGACCUAAGAAGCCUUAACUGGCAAAAUCUCUCUCUCUCUUUAUGUUUAGAAAUUAACUAUGUUCCACGCACUGUAGUUAUGCAGCAUCCUGUGAAUUUAUGGGAAUAUGCAUAGUCUCACUAAAGUUGUGGUUGAGUCUAGUUAAAAAAAAAGAAAAGAGGAUUUUAAAUAUUGAUCACAGCUUUUCCUUAAUAUUCGCUCUAAACCACACCCAAGAUUCUGUAAAGUGCAGAAUUUACACCAGCAUUGCUGGCUGCCUCGGACAUGCUUUCACCUCUUUUGAUUCUUUUGCUACCUCAAAUGCCCUUUCGUGGGGUUUUGGAGUUACACAAGAGGACUGGCCUUAAUUCACAACGCUGCUUCUUGUUAAUCUAGCAGAUAAUCUUGUGUGGGGAAUUAAUCCCAUAUUGGGCAGAAGUAAUUCUAUCUCGGACACACUCAAUAGAGUCCCUUGGCCUGCCGCUGAUUGCCAGACGAUGGAAAAACACAGCCUUGGGGGAACAGUUAUUCCCUCGUUCUUUUCUCCUUUCUUGAAGGGAUAGCCAUCCAGCAAUUCAGUUCAUCUUUACCAGGCAUAGGCAAACUCGGCCCUCCAGAUGUUUUGGGACUACAACUCCCAUCAUCCCUAGCUAACAGGACCAGUGGUCAGGGAUGAUGGGAAUUGUAGUCCCAAAACAUCUGGAGGGCCAAAUUUGCCUAUGCUUGAUUUUUACAGAUGCCUUACUCUGUUUUGAGUCCCUUACUACUACUACUACUACUACUACUACUACUACUACUAAUAUUUCGCCCAUCUGGCCAGGUUUUUGAAUGUUUUAUGUAGUUUUAUGUAGUUUUUUCAAUUUCAUUGUUCUGCAUGGGACAAUGACAAUAAAGAUAUCGUAUCGUAUCGUUUCUCCAGCCACUCUGGGCGGUUUUGAGCACAUAUAAAAGCAUAAUAAAACAUCCAACAUUAAAAACUUUCCGAUACAGGGAAGUUUUUGCAACAAUUUUGAAUGCAAACAUUCCUGACAAGGUCACAUUUGUAUGUGUGUGAGCUUAUUAGUAGUCUCACUCACGUGCACACACACCACAUUUUUGUUGUGUAUAGCUGAAAAUUCAGGAAGUCCCUUGUGCGUGAAGCUAGAUAAAUUUGCAAAUUUUUAGGCAACACAUGUCCUGUUCAGAGUGCACUGGAAAGUCAGGGGUUUUUUUUAGCCUUUCCCCCUUUAAUGCUAAGCACUUGCAGAUUUAGUAUAUGCAGCUAUCUGAUGUAGCAUAGUGGCAAAUUGCAUAAUCCUCAGCAUAUGUACUCGGAAGCAAGUUCCACCUUGCUUCAAUGGGAUUUAGUCCCUAAAAAGUGUGUUUGAGAUUUCAGUCUAAGAGUGAGGUUUGAGCCACGAAGCCCCUGCCCCACAUCCACCCCAAUCAAUUAUUUUUGCCUCAACAACAACUUUUUCAGGGCCCAGUAGGGAUUGCAGAGAAAAUGUGUGUGAAGCUCUCUGUAGAAGUAGAAUUCCUCCUCAGGAAUGUAGAAAUGAAACCGCGGACACAGUUUUAUUACUUUACUCUCUCAGACAAUAAAAACUUGAUAUUGCAGGCUGCUUUGAGUCUAUUUAAUAGUCAUUUUCUAAUACGAGGGCCAGCCCUUAAAAUAUGUUAUCAGAGUAGCUCACAAUAAAGUAUCGUAUGUUGUGAAAUAACUGAUGCAAUAAAAUAAGCUAAAAACUGAAAUUCACUAAAAGCAGCCGCUUGGAUAGCAAAUCAGUGUUGUGCUAUCAGUGUUUUAAAGCUCAACAAAAGUUUUAAAAGCUGAAAGCCUGUUAAGAAAACAACAACCAAUGCUUUCACUUGGCACCAGAAAGAAAUUGGAGUGAGCUGGCAGGCAAGCCGCUGAAAAGGUCCUUUCUCCAGUAUUUUAGGUACAGUCUUUAGGUAUCAGAACCCUUUUCUGGGUUUCAUUGCUAAGGAUUCAGAGUAUGGACAAAUACCUGUCUGGGCACAGUUGGUGCUUCAGGUAACCUGGUCCUAAGCUGCAAAGGGCUUUAAUUCAAAAGCAUUUUGAAUUUAGCGUGGAAAGCUCUGUUUCGGUUCUACAGCAGGGAUAGCCAGCAGGGGCGCUUCUGUUGUGGAUAACAAGUCCCUCCAGCCCCAGCCAUUAUGGUCUUUGGCCCAGGAUGGUAGGAGUUGUAUUCUCCAACAACUGGAAGGCGCUGCUUUGAUUCCCCCUGUUGUGCAGCAAUUGCAUGUGUUUAUUGUUCUUGAUAUCAUUAUUAGUAUUUGAAUUUAUAUACCGCCCUAUACCCGGAGGGUUCAGGGCAGUUCACAGAACAAAAUCAAAACAUAAAACCACAAAAUAUAUAAUCAAAAUAAAAACAACAACCCAGUAACACCCCCCCCAAAAAAAAACCCACCAUAUUUUAAAAGGGCAUUGGAUAUCAAUCAAAUCAACCAAAGGCCUGGUUAAAAAGGAAUGUUUUUGCCUGGCACCUAAAGGUGUAUAAUGAAGGCGCCAGGCGAACUUCCCUGGGGAGAGCAUUCCACAGACGGGGAGUCACUGCAGAGAAGGCCCCGUUCUCGUGUUGCCACCCUCCUUGAAGAGGUGGCACACAAAGAAGGGCCUCAGAAGAUGAUUUCAGGGUCCGCAUAUGUCAGGGAACUGCCAUCGGACGGAAGGGAGGUGAAAGGGCUCACACAGGUUGGGAGAGACGCAGCAGCUGAAGAGGGAACCAACAGGGAGGUGAAAGGGCUCACACAGGUUGGGAGAGACGCAGCAGCUGAAGAGGGAACCAGCAGGGGAGAGGAGCUGAGCUGGAGGGAUGGCUCAGAGACACUUCCAGCGAAAACAGUGGGGAAGUUUCAGGACCUCCUGUAAGAACACCCACUCCUCGCCGGAAACUGUCACGCAGAGAUUCCAGAAGACGUGUUUCCGUUAAGGAGCUUUUAUGUUGGAAGCGAUUACGAAAGCAACCACUGUCGGAAUCUGCUAGUGACUAGAGUAGCCAUGUCUGAGGGCUCCGUCACAGACAGAGGUUUGUGGACUUGAACAAACUCUGAGGGGAUACGAUUUUACGCACAAGCAGCUCAUCAUCCCAUCACAGCAUUCCGACAGUCUUUGAAAGCAGCUUGUGCAGGAGAAGGCAUCAUGAGCAACCCAGCCGGAACCGGAGAAGCAGGAGCUGGAGCGGGUCCAAGCCUGGAAGAAAGGUACCAGAUGUUGGAGGUCCAGCUAGCGAUGCAGACGGCGAGGCUUGAGGAGAGGAGGGCUCAGGAUGCAGACAAAGGGGAAAGCCACCCAGUUUGCCAGAAAGGUACCAGGAUUGGUGCAGAAGUUUGGGGAGCCCAAAAACUAUCAUGGUUUUCGGACAGAAAUGCAAUAUGCCCUCAAUCUGCAGUUUGAUGAAUUCCCUGACGAGGAAUCACGAGUGGCUUUCGUGAUUGAGCAUCUUGAAAAGGGGCGAGAGACUGGGUUAGACCCCUGAUGGCAGCUAAUAGUGACGUCUUAAAGGACACGAUGAAGUUCUUUCGCGCCAUGGAUCUGAUGUUUUCCAGCGAUAUUGAAAAGGGAGUGGUGCGCAGACAGUUAAUGGGUUGCAAACAGGGAGCCGAUCUGUCCGUGAGUACUGGACUGAGUUCACCAUGCUUGUUCACAGAUUGGGGUGGGACUUAUCGGCGGAACCCAUUCAGAUGCUCUUUGAAGAAGGGCUUUCUUCGGCUGUGAAAGACGAACUUUCCCGGGCGCCCAGGGCGGAGUCUAUGGACCAGCUGACCAAAUCAGCGCUGGCCAUAGGAGCGCGCCAGGAGGCGAGAGCAUUGGAGAGGCGGGAAGGGAAGGGGAACGUUGGAAGGAGUUCCGCAUUCCAGACAUUCCAGAGCCAACUUUCCCACCGGCAGAGCCGAUGGAAAUCGGAACAGCGCGCGCGCGCAGUUUCAAAGCCCAGUGAGGGGGCAAAGAAGGAGGGAAAAGGCGCCCGGAAAUGCUAUCUCUGCCAACAGCCAGGUCACUUUGCCAGAGUCUGCCCCCAGAGGAAAGAAUGGCAAGGGAUGGUAGGAGCUGUGGAUGGAAGAGAGGAAAAUAUACCGGAGCAAGUAAAAGCCAACGCCUGGCUGCCACUGUCAGGGCACAGCAGCCAGGCCAAAGAGCAGUGAGAGUGCCCACGCCAGAACCUCCUAAACCCGCCCUAGUGAUAGAAGUGACGCUAGAGCUGCCAAACGGACACCCUCUAAAGAUAAAGGCGCUGUUGGACUCAGGCAGCUCCUGCAAUUUCAUGAGCAAAGAGUUUGCAGCUGAACACCAGAUACAGACAAUCCCUUUAAGCAGCCCCCUGCAGGUGACCACUAUCGAUGGCAGGGAGCUGUUGGGUGGAGAAGUCAGCUUGCAGACCGUCCCAAUGAUAAUGAAGGUAGCAAGGCACACCGAACUGAUAGCUUUUAAUGUGGCCACCUUGGGAGGAGCUCCCAUUAUAUUGGGGAUGAGCUGGCUAGCGUUACAUGAUCCGCUGGUGGGCUGGCAUCAGAGAGUGGUUUCUUUUGGUUCAGCACAUUGCUUAGAACACUGCAAAGAGGGAAAGGGUUUGGCAGGGGUCCAAGCCACCCUAGCAGGGACUGAAGUAACAGAGAACGUGAAGGUACCACGACAAUAUGCAGAUCUCCGUGACGUCUUCAGCGAAAGGGAAGCUGACCAACUACCCCCGCAUAGACCCUUUGACUGUCAAAUCAACUUACUCCCUGGAGCACAGCUCCCUGUAGGCAAGCUGUACGCCAUGUCAGACAGAGAGAUGCAGGAGUUAAGAGAGUUCAUUGACAAGAACCUGAAGAGAGGGUUCAUCAGAGAGUCCAGGGCGGCGGGGGUAGCCCAGUGUUUUGUUGUGGAUAAGAAAAACACGAACAAGCCGAGGCUGGUGUGUGACUUCAGGGCCUUAAAUGCAGUGUCAGAACCAGUAGCCUUCCCUAUGCCCAGGAUUGACGACAUUUUGACAAGGGUGCGGAAGGGAAAGAUUUUCACAAAGCUGGACCUAAGGGGGGCGUACAACCUGGUACGAAUAAGGAAGGGGGAUGAAUGGAAAACCACUAUGUUCACCCCUUUAGGGGCAUUUGAAUAUUUGGUUAUGCCCUUCGGCCUACAAGCAGGCUCCGCAACAUUUCAAUCGUUUAUGAACCACGUCCUGGGGCCUUUGCUUUACAAGAAUUGUGUGGCCUUUUUAGACGACGUGUUGGUGUAUUCUGAGAAUGAGGAGCAGCAUGUGAGAGACGUCAGAGAAGUGUUGAGCAGGCUGCAAGCCAACCAGCUGUGGGUGAAACUGGAGAAGUGUCAGUUUCAUACCAAGGAGGUGGAAUUCCUGGGGUAUCGCCUGUCAGACAAAGGAUUGGCCAUGGAUCCCGGCAAGGUCCAGGCGGUGCUGGAAUGGAAAACACCCAAAACAAAGAAGGAUGUGCAGAGGUUCCUAGGAUUUGGGAACUUCUAUCGUAAGUUCAUCCGAAACUUUGCCCACCUGACGGCGCCCAUUACGGACUGUCUCAGCAGUAAGAAGAAGUUCGUGUGGACUGAGGAGGCGGAGCGAGCAUUUGAGGAAAUAAAAGGGCCUUCGCCUCGGAACAACAACUCCUGCAUGUGGAUUUACAAAAACCGAUGAGAGUGGAAACUGACGCAUCAGACAGAGCGAUUGGGGCGGUGCUUCUGCAGCCAGGCAAGAAGGGGUCAGAGUGGAGACCGUGUGCCUUUUUUCGCGAAAGCUGAACAAAUCCGAGAGGAACUACACGGUGUAUGACCGAGAACUACUAGCCAUUCAUGAGGCGUUCCGGAGAUGGAGGCACCUGCUAAUUGGCGCACAACAUAAGGUGCAAGUGUGCACUGACCACAAGAACCUAGAGUAUUGGAGGACGGCACGAGUGCUCAACCAACGGCAAGUGAGAUGGGCCCAGGAGUUCUCCAAAUUUAACUUUGAGAUUAGUUACGUGCCAGGCCCAGAGAACAUUAGGGCGGACGCUCUCUCACGCAAACCUGAAUAUUUGGAGGGGGGGGCACCCGAAGAGAGACAUGUCAUUCCAGAAGACCGCUGGGUGUGUGGGGCGGCAUUGGUGGGACAAAGAGAACUGGUAGAGGAAACAGAGAAUGAUGAAUACGCCCAGAAUAAGCUCAGAGGUCUUAGGGGUGAUGGAGAGGAACCAGGGGUUUUCGAGGAAAGAAAUGUAGCUUUGUAUUACAAAGGGGCACUGUAUAUCCCUGAAGGAGACUUAAUGGGGAGGGUACUCAAGCAGUUGCACGACAGCCCUACGGCGGGGCAUUUUGGACAACACAAAACCAUGUGGUUGGUCACCAGGGAAUUUUGGUGGCCUAAGGUGAGGGAAGAUGUACGUGAGUAUGUAAGAGGGUGCGAGCAAUGCCAGCGAGCCAAAGGGGAAAGGCGGGCGCCGGCGGGGCUAUUAGAACCCUUACCAACCCCAGAACGACCUUGGGAGGCAGUGUCGAUAGAUUUUAUGACUGAUCUGCCGAAGUCCAAAGGGAAAACAGCCAUCAUGGUGGUGGUAGACCUACUAACAAAGAUGUGCCACUUUGUAGCUUGCUCGCAUGCAGUCACGGCGGAAGAGACAGCGAAGUUAUUUGUAGAAAACAUUUUUAGGUUGCACGGGGUGCCAUUGAGGGUGGUCUCAGACCGAGGAAAACAAUUUACUUCCAGGUUCUGGAGGAAGCUCAUGAGCUUACUGCAGGUGGAGGUCAAUUUUUCGACUGCCCGGCACCCUGAAACCAACGGGCAGGCGGAAAGAGCAAACGGUGUCCUCCAGCAAUACCUGAGGUGUUAUGUCAAUGACAGAGAGAAUGACUGGGUAGAAAAGUUGGCGCUGGCGGAAUUUGCCUACAACAAUGCCGAGAAUGUGUCCACAGGGAUGAGCCCCUUCUUGGCUAAUUAUGGGUGUCAUCCCAGGGCUUUCCCAGGGGAGAGGGGAGAGAUGGAGCGUCCCGGCAGCCGAGCAUUUUGUGGAAGAAAUGGAAGCAAUCCAUCGUCAGCUCCAACUCAACUUAGAAAGGGCGAAGGAAGAAUACAAGAGGCAGGCAGACAAGAACCGAAGGGAAGGUGAAACCAUAAGGGUGGGAGAUAGGGUGUGGCUGUCAACCCAAGGGUUGCCGUUCAAAGGAGGUUGUAAGAAAUUAAGACCCAGGAGGUUGGGUCCCUUUGAGGUCAUUCAACAGGUCAACCCAGUGGCUUUCAGGCUCCGGUUACCCAACCACAUGAAACUGCACCCAGUAUUUCACAGGUCGUUACUGUCACCGUACGAAGGGGGACGAGAAGGGCUGGCCCCUCGGGGACCGGUCGUAGAAGAAAGAGAAUGCAGCAGCCAUGUGGCAGAAAUCCUCGACGCCAGGUGGAAGGGGGAUCAGGUGGAGUAUUUGGUAGCGUGGGAAGGAGAACCGGAGUCAGAAAACACUUGGGUAAUGGCUGAAGAUAUCAAUGACGAGGUAUUGAUAGAAACGUUCCAUCAAAGGUUCCCAAGGAAACCUCAGCCUGUGGAGAGGUUCCGGAGGGAAUACUUUGGGACCACUGAUGAAGGGGAGGAGUUGGAAGGAUUCCCGGACUCGGAAGGGGAAGGGGAGAUGGACUCUGAGGAGGAGGUGUACUUCGAGACUAGGAACCGCAACAGGUUGAGAGAAGUGUUCGAGACAUCGGAAGAUGAAGGAAGUUCAUUCCGGGGUUUUGCCUCCUCACCGCCCGUAGAGGAGGGGGCGAGAGGGGUGAAGGGGGCCCUGGAGGGGAGGUGGAUGUCAGGGAACUGCCAUCGGACGGAAGGGAGGUGAAAGGGCUCACACAGGUUGGGAGAGACGCAGCAGCUGAAGAGGGAACCAACAGGGAGGUGAAAGGGCUCACACAGGUUGGGAGAGACGCAGCAGCUGAAGAGGGAACCAGCAGGGGAGAGGAGCUGAGCUGGAGGGAUGGCUCAGAGACACUUCCAGCGAAAACAGUGGGGAAGUUUCAGGACCUCCUGUAAGAACACCCACUCCUCGCCGGAAACUGUCACGCAGAGAUUCCAGAAGACGUGUUUCCGUUAAGGAGCUUUUAUGUUGGAAGCGAUUACGAAAGCAACCACUGUCGGAAUCUGCUAGUGACUAGAGUAGCCAUGUCUGAGGGGCUCCGUCACAGACAGAGGUUUGUGGACUUGAACAAACUCUGAGGGGAUACGAUUUUACGCACAAGCAGCUCAUCAUCCCAUCACAGCAUAGGUUCAUAUGGAAAGAGGUAUUGCAGUCCUGAUAAAGGAGGAGAUGUGUGAUAGAAGUAUACAUAGUGUGUAGAAAAUGAUCAGAAAGAGGGUUUUCUCCCUCUCUCAUAGUACUAGAAUCCCGGGGCCAUCUAAUGAGGUAAUAAUAAUAAUAUUUUUGAUCAGGCAUCGCUCUUUAUGCUGUGAAGUUAUUAUUUUAAUUUUGAGUCCUGAAAUCUUACUUUCUUUUAAUAUUCUUAAAAUUAUUUGGUGUAUUUGUUAACAAAACUAUUUGUUUCUGAGAAACACUUUCCUAAUAUGUAGCAGUCCCCACCUUCCCACUUCCUUGCAGUCCUUCAUUUCGUCAUCCAUGAUGCACAAUAGCCAUAAUUAGAGGGAAACUUGCAACUGACAAUCCCAUUAAACAGCUAUGCCUUUACACCUAUUAGUAUCGGCUUUUGUGACAGCACUAGAGUUACUAGCACCAAUAGAACCUGAAAGAAAAAGGGGGGAAAAUGCCUCUGGUUAGUACUUGGCAGUGUGUAGAAAUGCACAAUUAAUCCAAUUUAGAACAUUGUAAACGAUAUCGCGGCCAAAAAUUUAAAUGCAUGCUUAACUCGAAGCAAUGAUUGUUAAUCUCACCCUCGUUGAUAAUUUAACCCAAGUGUUGGAUUACUUUGCUGCUUCUCUUUUGUAUUGCUACUCCGAAUCGAGAGAUAAAGCUUAUUUUGAUGGCAUGGUUUCAAGUGCUUGCCUUGGCAGAACGUAGUGGGAAAGAAUGAACCACUUUGAAUUUAUCUGAAUGGGAACAGCAGAUGCAGCAAUCACUCAGGCCUGGAAUAUACAGAUCAUAAAUACAAAGGUUUUGCUCGUGUAUGGAAUCGUGCACAGUUGGUUUCUGGAAUAAAUCUUAGACCAAGAGUGUUCAUUUCAUCCCAGUGCAGUGGAACUUGCCGCCAGACUGCCGCUUCUUGCAGCCCAAGGUAAAGUGAGAAAUCUUGGGCAGGAACAUCUUGCAGCUCGCUCCAAUUCUUGUGUUAACUCUGUUUGUGAAGGAGUUGACGCUAGCAUGGGAAGGAGCUGCAAGUUGGGUUCCUCCUGUGUAUUACGAGCCUUCUCUCAUUACCUUGCAACGCAGGUUAGGUGCAAAACAGCUUCCAUGCCUACAUUUGCAGGCUGAUUAUGACAACUGAGAGCUGUUCUGUGCACUGGGCAAAAUGAAUUGUUUGAUGGAGGUGGCAGAGUUUUACACUGUACCACUUUAGCCUGCCAGUUUGGGGAUGGGUGGAUUGCACUUUUCACUUCUCUUCCUGUAUAUUGUAAACGAGCAUAUCAGAAAGAAAAUAAAGCUUUCACAUAGCAUUCUCCCUGGUGUGCUAAUUUGACCACAUGCUGAAGCCUGGUUAUGCAGGAAAGCAUUCACUCUGAACUGCUUCUUUAUAUUGUCAGGUAUCUACCAAAGAUGGGACGCGGGUGGCGCUGUGGGUUAAACCACAGAGCCUAGGACUUGUUGAUCAGAAGGUUGGCGUUUCGAAUCCCCAUGACGGGGUGAGCUCCCGUUGCUUGGUCCCUGCUCCUGCCAACCUAGCAGUUCGAAAGCACGUCAAAGUGCAAGUAGAUAAAUAGAUACCGCUCCAGCGGGAAGGUAAACGGCGUUUCCGUGCGCUGCUCUGGUUCUCCAGAAGUGGCUUAGUCAUGCUGGCCACAUGACCCGGAAGCUGUAUGCCGGCUCCCUCGGCCAAUAAAGCAAGAUGAGCGCCACAACCCCAGAGUUGGCCAUGACCGGACCUGAUGGUCAGGGGUCCCUUUAUCUUUACCUUUAUCUACCAAAGAUGUAUCAUUUUAGGCUCUUAUGAAUCUCUUGCCUAUCUGUUGUUGGUCACCAUUGCCCUCUCCCUUCUAUUUACAUGCUGACAGUGGUAAAGAUUAUAAACUCCUUGGAGCUAGCCUUUUUUUUCAUUGUUAGUCCUUUUAUUUGCUUGCUUUUUUGCCACCCAUCUGACCAGGUUGCCCCAGUCAAUCCGGGCGGCUUUCAACAAACUAAAACAUCAAAUGCAGUAAAACAUCAAACUUUAAAAACUUCCUUGCCUUCAGAUAUCUUCUAAAAGUCAGAUAGUUGUUUAUUCCCUUGACAUCUGAUGGGAGGGUGUUCCACAAGGUGGGUGCAACUACUGAGAAGGCCCUCUGCCAGGUUCCCUGUAACUUCACUUCUCACAGUGAGAGAACCAUCAGAAGGCCCUUGGAGCUGGACCUCAGUGUCUGGGCUGAACUAUUGUGUCAUAUACACUGGUGGUACUAUAUAUGGACCCCUUACAGAUUGACAGCUUUCAGGAAAAUGCCACAAAGAUAAAAUUAACAUAUCCACCCCCCCUUCAAGUUCUAGUCCCAAAUCAAAUUGACACACAAUCUCUUUUUUUUUUUGCCAAAAGUUAAAGAUGCAAUUCUUUUAAUUGGGUCCUUUGCUGCUAAGUAUCUGUGUUUUAUUACCAAAGUAUUGCAUGCUUUUCCAGAGAAAAAUUAUUUUCAGUAUGGAGAUAUAUUGUAUUGGAACACCUGCUAUUGUGACAGACCCCACCCUACCCAUUCAUAAAACAGUAUGUGAUUGUAUAACAAGACUGCUGUUUUCCUUAGUUUUGCCAGUGACCUUUAUUGUUGACAGCAGGCAAGACUGAAAAAUUGAUGCCGACAGGUUGAAUAUUGCCUUUCCUCUUUUGAUCUGGCAGAACUCCUAAAUUGUUAGGAAAUAAAACUUGACAAUUUGUGUUAUUAAUUGGCGAGCAAUCCAACCAUAUUAUGACCAACUUCAGUCUAAUGCUGCUAAUCAAUUGACUUUUGUUAUGGUCUAAAGACGGAUCGGUUUUUAUAUGCUAAUUGAAAUAAUACCAUCGUUGGAGCAGUGCAGAAGUCAGAGCUUUUUGAAUCUCUGCCUUUGCAAAGUCUUGUAUUUUUUUAAAAGACUAUUUACUUGUUGAAUUAAGACACAGUUCAGAAGAUUUCAUUUCCCCAUAUGGCAUCAUUGGCAUAGCUAUAAUAGAAGCAUACAGAAGAAGUAACCAGUUGGGAUAUUGUUAAGUCUAGGAGAUUUACUAAAUGCCUGUUGCCCUGGUAGGAGUUCUGUCCAUGUGAAACAGCUGUUCUGUGCCUGCAUCCUCACACUGGCUCCAUCUCAAGAGGCAAGUGUGCUUUAGCAGUCCAUCCACCCUCCAAAUGCAGAAGUUGCUGUUUAUAUGCUUCUGUGGUGGGCAAACUAAAUCUGGACUCAUAAACAGACAGGGUAUGCAAAUUGAGACCCACCACACUGUAUUCAUAAGCCAGAGUCAGGUCACACCAGCACAGAACCUAUGAGUCCUCCAUCGCUCUGUUCCUGUGAACCCAUUUCAAAUGCUGUUGUCUCUGUCACAGCGCAUGUCAUUAAUUGCACAUCAACAUGUUCUGCAUGAGGGUUUCUAGAUUUGCUUCCUAGCACAGGUAGGAGCAACAUAACAGACACAAUCUCAUCUUUUCUGGUUGUUUAUACCAGGGAUGGUGAACCUGUGGCCUGCCUGAAGUUGUUGGGCAACGGCUCACAUAAUCCCUGACAAUUACACUGGGCAACAGUUUUUUACUUUUUGAAUGUUGUCUAGAUUUCUACAACUGAUUUAGGGUAUUUUUGCACUGCUGAAUCAGGAAAUGGCAUCCGUUUCUCUCCAUCAGGUCAGGUUUACUGUAAACUGCAUGUACACGUAAAUUGCAUGUUGCUUCACCAUUUUUCAAACUUCAGGGCUUGAACUUCCAUUUCUUGGAACUCCUGGAAUGCUCAGUGGCAGGGAGGUCUCUCUUCAGAGUCCAACAGUAGUCAGCCAUCAUGACUGCGUCCCAGCGACCCUGAUACCUGGUCUCCAUCUCUUUCAUGUCCUGAUGGAAUCUCUCCCCCUGCUCAUCACUCAUUGAACCCGGGUUCUCAGGAAACCGGUCCAUAUGUGAAAAUAGGUAGUGCAUCUUGAUGCUCAUGUUGCAGCCCAGGUUUCUGAAAGCAGUCAGCAUGUUGUUAACAAGUUCUGCGUAGUUUCUGACCUUAUUGUUGCCCAGAAAGUUCUUCACUACCAGAACAAAUGCCUUCCACGCUUCCAGUUCCACUUCGUUCAUUGAGUUUCCGAACUCUGGAUCUCUGAUGAGCUGACGGAUCUGAGGACCGUCAAAGAUGCCAGCUUUCAACUUCUCCAUGGUCAAUCCUGGAAAAGCCUGGCACAAGUAAGUGAAGCAGUCACCAUCCUUGUCCAGAGCCUUGGUGAACUGCUUGAUUAAGCCGAGCUUGAUGUGCAGUGGUGGGAAGAGUAUUCUGUCUCUGUCCACCAGAGGGUCAUUGAUGACGUUCCUUUUUUUGCAAGGCACCAAUUCCUCCCACACAGGCCAGUCCUUCUUCGUGUAAUGCUGAGCACGGUCCCUACUAUCCCACAUGCACAGAAAACAUGGGUACUUGGUGAAGCCAGACUGUUGUCCCAACAAAAACUUCACCAUCUUCAGGUCAACACAAAUAAACCACUUAUGCUGAUCAUAACCAAUUUUCUCCAGCACAUACUUCACCGCUUCAUAGUUCUCCUUCAGUGUACUCGAGUGAGCCAGAGGUAUAGAGGCAAACUGGUUGCUGUUGUGUAGCAGAACACAUUUCAGUGAUCGCUUGCUGCUGUCAAUGAACAGUCUCCAAUCUUUGGGUUUGUACUGUGGCACUCCACGCUUGAGCAGAAGCUGCGCAAUAUCUGCACAGUACACCAAGUCCUUCUCUUCCGAGAAAAAACGGAGGUACUCUUGAUGCCUGUUGCGGAAGAAGCUGAUGCGAGCACUUCAGAGAGGAGGUUUUUUUCCUUCAAUCUGGAUGCCAACAGUUCGGCAGAGUCCUUUGACAAGCUGAGGUCGCGAACUAGAUCAUUCAACUCCUUUUGGGAAAAUGGAUGUGGAGCAUCAUCUUCAAGAACCACUUCUUCUUCAUGUCCUUCAACACUGGAGGCAUCUUCGUCACUAAUGUCAGGAAGUUCUCCGAAGAUAGGCACUGGAAUUUCAUCACAAUGAGCUACAGGACGACGUGCUGAUUGAAGAUCAGGAUUAACUUAGUUUUGAUCCCCCAACUUUAUGCUUUGCCGCACCAAUUUAUGGAAGAUUUUGAGGUUUUAUGACUUCAAACUGAUCCCUUUUCGACAUAAUCACCCAGAACUAUAGGACCUGAAUACUUCUUGUCAUUAAAAUAAUCUUUCCCAAUCAAAACAAUUAUUCAACAUGGCAUUUUACCCCCACCAACUUCUUCUAAAAUGCUCCACACAAGCGUACAUGUGAACAAAAACGUAAAAAACCGACAUGUGGCCAUAGCUCAAAAACCUGACCUGAUUGAGCAAAACCAAUGUGAUUUUUGGAUUCAGCGCAUUAGAUUCGUCCUAAAUCAACUGAAAAAACGCAGACAACAAAUUUGUUUUUGACCAGUGUAAUCAAUCAAUACAAAUCUGAGGUUCUUCCCCUUUUCACAAAAGACUGCCCCCCUAACAAAAUCCUGGCUAUGCCCAUGCUGGCUGGAGCUGCUGUGAAGUGGAGCUCAACAACUUCCAGAGCCAUGGUUCCCAAUGUGGGGCAUAUGCCCCACAGGGAGGCAAUUUGAUUUUUAAGGGGGGCAAUUUGAGAAUGAGUUAUUAACAGUUAAUGGCCUUUUAGGCUUCCUCCAUGUGAAUAGGACUUCCCUUUCUGAAUAAUAAGAAUUAUAUGUCACCGGCGGGGGCUGGGGGGAGCAUCAGGAUAUUAGAGAUGCUUAGGUGGAGCAUGGCUCAAAAAAGGUUGGGAAACCACUGUUCUAGAGGACCACACGUUCCCAUCCUUGCUAUUAAUAAACAAAUAGAGAGGGACAGGGUUACUUGUGGAAUGUCCCCGAAUGAUCAACCUUGAACCAUGAUCAUUUCAAGUCAGUAUAACCUUGUAGCGUGGGUGUCUAUGGAUGUUAAAAUUGUCUGUACAGUGGUACCUCGGGUUAAGAACUUAAUUAGUUCUGGAGGUCCGUUCUUAACCUGAAACUGUUCUUAACCUGAGACACCACUUUAGCUAAUGGGGGCUGCCGCCGCCACGCAAUUUCUGUUCUCAUCCUGAAGCAAAGUUCUUAACCCGAGGUACUAUUUCUGGGUUAGCGGAGUCUGUAACCUGAAGCGUCUGUAACCUGAAGCGUCUGUAACCUGAGGUACCACUGUAGUUUAGACAGCAUGGGUGUUAUCUGCCCAUUCGACCCCAGAGUCACAACUUCCAGAAAGUAGGAGUGAUUCUGAAAAAGUCAGAAAUGAUGUGCUCGUAGCUCUCUUUAAACUUUGCAGCAACGAAAAGCAUUUGUACUACGGUAAAGAAAUCCCAUGCAUAAACUUGAGUUUUGUUCAGUCACACGUGUAAUCAGGUAGUGUAUGGGAAAGCGUACAGUGUGCAUACAGACUACGGGCUGCCCAAAGGAUCAGUCUGAGGAGUGAAAAGCAAUAAGAAGCGACGUGAAUGAAUCUUUGAAAGCUGAAGGUUCCUGUGAAAGUAACAAAUACUGAAACUCUGUGGCUCUUGGCUAUAUUUAAAAUAUCUCCCUUGAUUUUGAAGAAGUGUCUUUAAAUAUGACUUCGGUGCAACCAUAAAGCCGUGCGCACACACACACACAUAUGAAUUCUGUCCUAUGUACAACAGCAAGCUCUCAUUUUCUUGGGUGCUAAUCCUUAUGUAACCCAAAAAGGGCACAAUCCACACCUGCGAGAGAUGACAGCAAGUGUGCAGAGCCCUAAUGUUUGCAGAACUAAUAAAAACAUUUUAAGACAAAAAAAAGGUGAUCUGAGCAUGCUCAGUAGGCUGACUCUUUGAAGGGGAGCCUGCGGGAACGGGGAACGAAAUGGCUGGCUGGAAACCCUGAGCAGCAACAUUUUGUUGCAGACCUCACCUAAAAACAGAGCUCUGAAUUCACUUCUUUAUUUAAGAUGAACACAAAUGGCAUGUAUUGUUUUUUUGGAUUACUAGUAGUUCUGAAUCAUUUGCUUCAAAAUGAAGGUUGUGUUUCUCCCCCCACUGCCACUGCCCUUCUGCCUUGGCACAUUCAGGUGGGCAUUUAUUCGGGCACUGCAGUCUGGAGAAGUUAUGGGGAAUGGUAAUUAUAUCUUGUCUUCAGCCUGUCCUGCCUACUGGGUCGAGGAACGCAGCUGUCCUGAGCUCAUUAUAUUUUAUUAUGGUGUCUUACGACAGACAUCUCCUGUCUGUGUUUUGCUUGCUGCAAUUCAUUGUGAGGUUCUUUGGAUAUUAAUUGCUUUGUUCUAUGAUGCUGGCCAUAACAUUUCUUGAACAUUUCUAGGCAGUAUGGAAAGAAUAUCAAUUGUUCGGCAUAUAAAUAAAUAAAUUGUACUCCUGGCAAAAAAAAAAAAAAAGUUGCCGCUGUUUUCAGUUGUUUAAUAAUUCCUAAUAUUUAUUAUUUUUUUAUCCAUAGGCUGCUUUGUAUCGCCUGAGUGGAGAUUGGAAUCCUUUACACAUUGAACCUGGUUUUGCUGCCCUUGGAGGUAAGUUUGAAGGAACUCUCUUUUGCUUUAUUUUAUUGACAGGAGUCACAAAUGCAUUUUCAGCUUUUUCAGCAAUAUUCUUUUUUUUUUUUUAAAUGCAUUUAAGGUUUGAGAAUUGACAACUGCUGAAAUAAAAAAAUUAACCAAAUGUUGAAUUUUCAGCUGGUAACUGGUAUUUUUGAAGUAUAGGUGGUUUCCCAUAAUUUUGAGUUCUAAACCAAUUAUUUCAUUCUACCACUUUCCAGGUGGCAGGAUUGCAAGUUGUAGUUAUCUUUUCCUGCCUUUCAUUUAGCUUACCUCGGAACCUUGCUCCCAUGAGGAAUAUAUAAACCAAAAUUCAGAGAGCUGCUCUUAGGCACUGAGCGUGUCUGCUGCAUUUUUUUUUUUUAGCGUUUUAUUUGAAUAGCAAUGACACAUCAGAAACAGUUUAGGGGGUGUUCACACAUUACAUCCAACACGUAUGCAAUCUUUGUACAAAACAGUUGAGCUGCAAACCUGUACAAGUAUUCACAUCUAACGUUCAAAAAGUAAAUAAUCUUUGUUCAUGUGUACUCAAGAACCGAGCUAUACAAAUCAGCAAGCACACACUCUUUCACAUGUACAUGGGUGAAGGCAGCUUUUAUCAGUGUCACACGUGAACAAAGCUUUUCAAAUGGGGUUUUCUAUAAAGUAUGGCAAGAAAUAGAAGUCCAAAGUCUGCUUGAGUAUACUGAAAUAUCCUGUGUUCCUGUGUGGCAGAAACUGACCCCUCUGUGCCUUGUCUGUCCACUAUAUGGAGAGUUGCCAAUAUAGCACACAUAAUUACAAUGAAUGUAAACAUAAAACUAACUAUGUGCUGGCAGGCUGUAUGUUCUUGGUUUCUUGCGGUAGAUCUUUUUCAUACUUCUGUUGAAAUUUCCUAUCAAUUUUUUUUUUUUAAGUAUGGCAGUGCUCACAGAGAAGGCUGUAAGAAUGUUUCAGAUUUAUAGGAGCUGGUAUCAUGUUUUGAUAAUUCAAAACAAUAAAGCAUCUUGUGGCCUGUUAAAAACAAAACAAAAAUGUAAUGAAUUGAUGAGGUGGACUGUGGUCCGUGAAAACUGAUGCCAAAAUAGAUUUGUUAAUUUUAAAGCGGCCACAAGAUGCACUGCUGCUUCUGGAAAAGGGUUAAAUUUGAAAGCAAUUGCAUAUGGUUCCCUCACUUUGCGCGCAGAUUGAGCAAAAGGUUAAUUCUUCCCAGCUAUUUGUGACCCAUCAUUAUGGGUACCUCAGAUUCCAUUCUAUCCGUAUUUGUUCUUUUCCCUCUUUUCUUUGCUUGCACACCUCCCUUUAUCUGAAGAUCACAUUUGUAUUCCACCUCAAUGUUGUAAAAGCACCAAAUGCAGCUGUUCAUGAUAAACAAAACAUAUAACCCAAUCCAAUAACAAAACUAAACAAAUUUUGAAAACCGACUAAAACAGCAGAAAUAGCAACGCUAAUGAAAUCAACCAUCAAGCACCUAAAACAUUGGGGAAUUCAACAUUUUACUCAGUUCCAAAAAUGCUGCAAAACUUGAGCCAUUCUGGACUUACUGGGAACAAUGUUCCAUUAAUGGGAAGUCACUAGACACUGUCUGUCUGUCUGUCUGUCUGUCUCACUCACUCUCACACAGAUAGGCUGCCAUAUAACUACAGUGGUACCUCGAGUUACGAACUUGAUUUGUUCCAGAAGUCUGUUCUUAACCUGAAACUGUUCUUAACCUGAGGUACCACUUUAGCUAAUGGGCCUCCUGCUGCCGCCGUGCUGCCGCCGUGCGAUUUCUGUUCUCAUCCUGGGGCAAAGUUCUUAACCCAAAGUACUACUUCUGGGUUAGCGGAGUUUGUAACCCGAGGUGUUUGUAACCCUAGGUACCACUGUACUCUACAAAGAUGAUGAUAAUAAUAAUUUAUACCCCGCCCAUCUGGCUUGGUUUCCCCAGCCGCUCUGAGCAGCUCCCAACAGAAUAUUAAAAACACGAUAAAACAUCAAACAUCAAACAUUAAAAACUUCCCGAUACAGGGCUGCCUUCAGAUGUCUUCUGAAAGUCAGAUAGUUGUAUUUUCUUGACAUCUGGUGGGAGGGCCUUCCACAGGGCUGGCACCACUACUGAGAAGGCCCUCUGCCUGGUUCCCGGUAACCUCAAUUCUCACAGUGAGGGAACCACCAGAAGGCCCUUGGAGCCGAACUUCAGUGUCUGGGCUGAACAAUGGCGGUAGAGACGCUCCUUCAGGUAUACUGAGCCGAGGCUGUAUAUAUGGGGAAAUCAAGGAAAAGAUCUUACAAGCUGAUCUUAAGGAAGAGGCAAACGUCAGAUGCUAAGAGCAAAAUCAUCAUUUUUGCAUUGUAUCUAGAAUCAAACCGUGAGCCAGUGAAUAUCUUUACACCCUAGCCAAAUAGCCCCUUCUUAAUAAUUGGUUUGCCUUUUUCAAAAAAUGAGGUGAAGUGUCUCCAGGCUUUAUAAAGGUUAUAAGAGGAUACGAUACUGCAGACAUUUUAUCUGAGCAUCUCUGCUUAUCCCAUUUUUGGUUAACAUCCUCUUCAGGUGUUACUGGCUUGGGGAGUAGAACGGGACAUUGGAGCCACAAAUUUAGCCUCGCCUUCAAAGUUGUGCAAAUUCUUCCACUCCCUUGCAUGGUGAAGAUGAAGUUCUGCAGUGGCCUUUUCUAUCUGGAGGCAACUGAGAGCCCUGGAAUAUUGGGGUUUCCUCAUCAUGAGAGUGGCUGGUAGAGUCAUGUGACCUCUGGGGCAAGCCCUCCCAUAAUGCACCUGUAUUGCCCCUCCAAGCCACUAAUUCCUGAAAAGUCCUUUAGCAGAGUAUGAGUUAAAUGCCGAUGAUCCUUGGAGCGCAUUUCUAAAUGUAGACAUGUUGUGUAAGAAAUGCAACACUUUAUUUGUAUUCUCUUAAUAGGAUUUCAGAAGCCCAUAUUGCAUGGACUUUGUUCUUUCGGAUUUGCUGCCAGGCAUGUUUUGAAACACUUUGCAAAUAACGAUGUGACCAAGUUCAAGGCAAUUAAGGUCUGUUAAUGCUUCUCCUGGGAUAUUUUGUGUUCAUUGCGAGAUGAAGACAAGAUUUCUUAAUUGCACUUAAGAUGCAGACAUAAAAUACAAUUUGUUGUGUCACGUUGACACUUGAUUUGAUGUUACCUCACGUGUUUUACAUACACUGUACUUUUUUGUUUGCUAUUAAUGUACAUUAUAAACGCCUCAAUUAUACUUUCCUUUUUCUUGUUCUAUUUAUCUGCAGUAAGUAUUUGUCAUUUUUCAGCCACAAAGUUUUCGAAGCAAUUUACAUAAUACAACGCAAUUUGCGUAGUGGCUUACAAACAUAUUUUAGAGAAGUUGUUUACAGUUCCAUUGGGGCAGGCUUGCAUUUGUUGAUGCUGUCCUUAAAAUAAAGGGAAUAGGCUCCUGCAGUUCUUUCCACAGUCUUAAUGGUCUUUAGAGGAUGGAGUUUGUCAACUUCGGUGGCAGUGCUUAAGCUGAGUAAUCCAAACUGCAUCUUUCCACAAGCAAACACAUAAAGUGAAUGUGAGGGAUAACAGCGAAAACAGCCAUAGCAAAAUGUUUCUAAUAUUUCAUAGGAUUCCUCCCCCAUCCCUGUUAAAGCAUACCUAUCUUUUCCUUGUGUUAGGUGCGGUUUGCAAAACCAGUUUACCCGGGACAAACUUUGCAAACAGAGAUGUGGAAGGAAGGAAACAGGAUUCAUCUUCAGACCAAGGUCAGUAGGGUGAAACCAAGAUUUGUGGCAGUUAAAACAAAACAGUACCCUAGAAUGGAUCUCUUCCUGUGCGCAUAAAUCCCAUUCAUUUCAGUGGGGAUUGAGUGGAUCAAAUUGUAUGCAGCUAACAUAUAGUUCCCCCAUCUCCCCGGAGAGAAUCUGUAAAGAUCCCAUGACAAAUAACCACACUUGUGUCUCUCCAGAGUGGUGCAUGCUCUGGUUAUCUCCCACUUGGACUACUGCAAUUCACUCUAUGUGGGGCUACCUUUGAAGGUGACCCGGAAACUACAACUAAUCCAGAAUGUGGCAGCUAGACUGGGGACUGGGAGUGGCUGCUGAGACCAUAUAACACCGGUCCUGAAAGACCUACAUUGGCUCCCAGUAUGUUUCCGAGCACAAUUCAAAGUGUUGGUGCUGACCUUUAAAGCCCUGAACAGCUGUGGCUCAGUAUACUUAAAGGAGAGUCUCCACCCCCAUCGUCCAGUCCGGACACUGAGGUCCAGCUCUGAGGGCCUUCUGGCGGUUCCCUCAGUGCAAGAAGUGAGGUUACAGGGAACCAGGCAGAGUGCCUUCUCAGUAGUGGCGCCCGCCCUGUGGAACGCCCUCUCAUCUGAUGUCAAGGAAAUAAACAACUGACUUUUAGAAGACAUCUGAAGGCAGCCCUGUUUAGGGAAGUUUUUAAUGUUUGAUGUUUUAUUGUAUUUUUAAUAUUCUGUUGGGAGCCACCCAGAGUGGCUGGGUAAACCCAGCCAGAUGGGCGGGGUAUAAAUAACAACAACAACAAAACAACAACAACAACAACAAAACAACAACAACAAUAAUUUAUUAUCAUCAUCAUCAUCUUGUCGUUUACCUCAGGCAGCAAAGGGUCUUGGGCCGACUAGGGAAACCAGGUGUAUUUAUGGCUCAUGAUUGAGUCUGCUGACAACAAGGAUAAUAUUGGACUCGGGAGUCUUUGGAGGUGGAGUCAGUGUAAUUUACCAUUUAUAAUGUCUGCCAAGACCCACGUUCCAAUCUCUACUCAGCCAUGAAGCUCACCCAAUGACCUUGGGCCAGUCACCUUCCCCCAGUGUAACCUACCUCACAAGGUUGUUGUGACAGAGGAACAGAAACCUCAUAUGCCACCUCGUGCUCCUUGCAGGAAAUACAUGUGGUCAUAACUUGGGUGUGGAAGUGGGAAGUUAGUUCUGUACUAAAGACGUCUGGGAACAAGCGCAGGUAAGGGCUAGGAGCAUAAGAAGCUACAUCUAUCAGGUAGGACUGUUUGUCUACCUAGUCUGGUAUUAUCUCAUCUGCCAGCAUCUCUCCAAGGUCCCAGGUGGAGGUCUUUCCUAUCAUCUGCAACCUGUUCCUUUUAAACUAAAGAUCCCAGGCAUUCAACCUGGGACCUUCUGAAUGCAAGCGUUGUGCUUGGCCCCUGAGCCACAGUCCAUCACUUGUCCUCAUAGGACUUCGGAAUAGCUACUCCACUUCCUUUGCCCCUGAUAUUUUUUUCCUUGUAAAAACAAGGUUGAGGGUUCUGGAAAGGAGAAUUAGAAUAGCUGUUCAAAACCUCAGUUCAGUUUGCUCAAUCUCUUCCAGCCCACAUGCAUACUGCUCUUUUUUAAGGCAAACUUUGUUGGCAUCUUUAAAAAUGCAUGUAAAGAGAGUUUUUGAUAAUGCUGUUGACCUUGAGUCUCUUGGCGUCUCUUCCCCAGUCUUUGUGGUUCUAUAAUCUGUUUUUGGAAAUCAUUUUCGUUCCCUUAAUUUCAUAGAAGACCCAGAGUGGUAGAUAAACUGAAAAAGGCGAUUGCCCCCGAGCUUUAAAAGUAAAUAAAGAUGUAAAAAGCAGCAAACAACAUUUUCUUUCUUCCUAUCCUUUUUUUUUAAUAGCGCCAAUUAAAUAGCAGCAGCUUGUUAAACACUGGCAGCCUGCCCUCAAUGUUUAUUCAUACACAGUAUGUUUGGCUAAAACAUGAAGCCCUUUCACUGACAAGUCUGUAUUUAAUAUUUGAAAUGAUUGGAACUGAUUAUUUCCUCUCUGCUCUUGUGGCUUUUUAACCCACCGGAACAUUGUCACUGAUUGUUCUUAGGUUUUCUUUCAUUAAGCCAUACUUGAUUUUAUGAAAGGAUGCAAGCAAAAUGGUUCUGGCUUUAGGAUAGUUUGCUUAAUUAUUUCUAUUUCAACCCUUUCUUUCCUUUGCUAGAUUUGACCUGUGCAAUUUAAGAUGCAAAGAAGAUCUUUAAAUUGUUCUAAUAUAGCUAUUGUUCUGUUUAUAAUAUGUUCAGAUUUUUCAAACACGCACUGGUGCUGUAGAAAUUGCUUAUAUUUGAUUUUUUUUUCCAGGUCAAAGAGACAGGGGAGGUUGCAAUUGGAGGAGCGUAUGUCGAUCUCACCUCAUCCUCUGAACAGCCUUCAGCUAAGGUAGGGAAAGUGUGAAAGUGUGAGACAUUGCUUUGUAUGAUGAAUUCAAGAACAGUUUAUAUGCUACACUGAAUAAUGAAAAUGAGUUGGAUAGAAAACUAGUCACGCUUAGAGUAGACACAUUAAAACUGAUGGGACUUAAGUUAGUCAUGAAAUGGUAAUAAUAGCAGCAAACCUUUGCAUUAUGACCCAAAUCCUUCACCCUCCCAGAAAACAGUUUCUGUGAUGUAUUUCACUCCAGCCAAUUUGCAUUCAUUUGUUUAAUUUUGCAUAAAUCCUGGCUUUGCAAGUCAUCACGAGAGGAAUUUGGUUUAUACAAACCACUGAGGUCACUCUCCCUAACCUGACCGCUAAAGAUAGUGCUCCUCAGCUAUCCCUUGUAGACCUAUCAGUUUGCAGAAGACAUUGCUGCCACAGAUGUUCAAUUCCAUAUUUCUAGUCAUCAGGGCUAGCAACAUGGCUUCUGUUGUAAACGAAAGCAGAGGAUUCUCAUGUAAAUCCAGUAGUAUUAGACUCCUGUUCACUUGUUUAAUUGAUUGGUUGGAUGGGAGGAUGUUUGAGUUGGAAGGUUUGAGUGUUUGCGAGGAAGUAACUAAAAUAUGCCUAAAAUAUCAUCUCGGCCCUUGUAUACCCAGCUGUGUUCUGCAGGAGAAGGCAUCUUGCCAAUACCAUUUCAUCAGGAGCUUGAUUCUACAUGAUGUAGAAAUUGGGCCUAUUAGCAUUUUGGCAGGGGGGAAUUGGAGCUUUUAAGUGUCUACCCUUUUGAAUGUCCUCCUGUUACCUAUUAUUAUUAUUAUUUUAUUUAUUACAUUUAUGCAGUGCUUUAUACAAAAAUACAAAAAUCAGCUUACAUGUCAGACAGGAGCUGUCUUUCCUAUCUUUUCAGCCUUCCUUUUCCCAACCAGCCAUUUAACUGGAGGUUUUUUAUCUCAGUCUGUUUCUGCUUAAAAUUGAGCUUGUGAUUCUGUUUACAUGUGCUUUUUACCAUUGAUAUUUUUGUUGCUUGGAGAUGUUUUGUGAAUAGUGGUUUAUAAAUGGAAUCACUUUUGCAUAGCUUAGCUGAAUAAAGGCUUUAAUUGUAGUAACACGUGGCUGUGAAGUAUUUCUACCAGGAAAUACUGCUAGAGCAGUUUCCCGUAAUCUUUCAUCUAGAAACCUGUCAUUUGCCCCUUCAACCCUUCCACCUUUGUAUCAAAAAGAGUAGGAGCAUAUUGAGCUCUUUUUCGAGGUGGGGAAUAUGCUACCUGGGGCCUAUAAUGCCACAGAGAAGGGCCACAAAAUAUCCUGUAAAGAAGGAAGCUAGAAUUCUCUCUAACUGUGCAUGCGGUAAUGAAUCACAGGAUAUGGGUUUGAGUGUGAAAUCCCUCAAUGGCCAUAUCUCUUUGUAUACAUUAGGUAGUAGGACUCAAGAGUGACCUUGUGUUUGGGGAAAUUGGUCGUCGCAUCAAAGAGCAUGGCAGUGAGCUGGUGAAGAAAGUAAAUGCCAUAUUUCAGUGGAACAUCACUAAGGACGGAAAGACUGCAGUGCAGUGGAGUAAGUCGCAAGUUUAAUUAAUUUACGGAAUGCCUUAUUGCGUCGUCUAAUGAAGUGAGAAACCUUAUGUGGUUCUAAGCCCUGCUAGAUGAAAGGAAGAUGGCAGCCAAGGAAGGUUUGCUUUCUAAUAAAGCGAAGGUAUAUUUUAUUACAGUAGGGCUCGUGGCAUCGAAGACAAGACUUUAGCAUCUUGUCAUCUUAGAGCUGGUGUGCAAUGAGGUUGCUAUGCAAAGAGUUGAAGUCCUAGUUCAGAUAUAUCACAAAAGGACACUAUUCCUCAGUAACAAUAUUUACACAGGGGAUCAUGCUGCAUAGAUUUGUUGCAAAAGUCACAGUGGUGAUGUGUGUAGUUUUGACAGUCAAAAGCACUAUACACAUUCUGAAAAUUCUCGUUUAUUUUCUUCCUCCUCCUCUCUUCUGUGGAUAAGGUUUUCCUUUUCAUAUUUGUCACUGUAAGACAUCGACUUAUUUCCCCGUUUGCAAGCAGACGUAAUCUACAAAGCAGUUGGACGUGGAAACAAUAGAUAAUACUUUCUGUUUUGAGUAAUACACAUCCAUGUCUACAGAAAUAUUCAUUUAAGGCUCCACUGGUCUUCAUCUCGGGUUUGGAAACCGAAUCCUGAGUAUUUAGAUCUGACUCAAUCCUAUAAUGUGCUGUUAACAAUGAAUUAGAUCUCAGUAGAUUGGAUUAAAUCCCAGUUCUCACAUUAUGCCUGCCCCUCCUGCAUGUGGGAGGAUCAUGCUAAUGCUUCUUUGGCCUGGCGGUGAAUAGCAUUUGAUGAUCAUUAUGUAAAUGCCCUCUUAUACUUUCUGUCGUCAUUAUCCUCUAUUCCGAUCACUCUGUUGUGCUAGGAUACAUAAUAUGCUAUCCCCAGUGGCAGCUGCGUUUUUAUGUAUGACUAUUCCACAUUCGUAUUUAUGUAUGGUGUUUGCUGUUGAUGCUAAAAGUGCCGUGAUGAAAAAACAAAGCACAUGAAACAUGCAUGCCUUGAAAGCCUCUGCUCUUCUGUGCCAAUGUCUUUCCUGAUCAUAGUGCAGAGCUAGUGUAUAUGUGUGUGUGUGUGUGUGUAUGGUUGAAUCAAUGAGUUUAAGUAAUUGACCUCUGUUGCAAAGCAGUGGUGGGGAACCUAUUCGUCUCCAUGGGUCAGAUGCUGAUCAGGAUCGGCCUCAUGGCCCAGAUGAGCGCAGCCACCCACUUCUCCAUCACGUGAUGUCAUUAUGACAUUAUGUGAUCGACAGGUGGGUGGCUUCCACCACCAUGCCAGCUAUGGGGAGUCCCGAGGCUUCUCCUGUUUGUGUGCAAGUUGGAGAAGCUUCAAGGCUCCCUCAGCUGGGGGGCAGGAUGCCUUCUGAGGCAGCAGAGCUGUUCAGCUGGGGGGGGGCAAGAGACCUCUUCCACCCCCCAGCUGAGCAGUUCAACGAAGCCCCGAUGCUCCUUGGCUCACAAUUGAGGCUGAGAUGCAUUGGGACUUGCUUGCCGUGUAGGGCUAGGUCAUGUUGGAACCUGCGUUCGACCGAGCUCCUCCGAGCUCCUCUGGAAUCGCCCUCUGACGAUAAUUAACGACCGGAGCCUCUGAUAAGGCUCCAAGCACGUUUCCAUUACGCAGAGAAUCAAAGCAGCAUGCGGAAGUGAUGAGAUUUAUGAGCUACAUGGCUAAAGAGUUUUAUUACUAAGCUACACAGACAGAAAAGAAAUACAUCCUCUCUCUGUGAGAGCAGAGAGCAACUGAAACAACAACAGGAAACCAGUAACGUCACAUCCGUCUCCCCUCUCCCGUCAGACUUCCAACAGUAUGGAAUGUCUGGAAUGCAAAACAGAGUCUUGUGACUCCAAAGCACUUCACAGUGGCAAACAGAAACUAACAGGUCGUGUAUCUUGGAAGAAGCAGCCAAGACAAAUUCCAGUCAUCGUGAUAUAUCAGCAUAUACUGGUUUUUGAGGUGUGUGUGUGUUUUUUUUUUUUUUAGGAAAUCCCUAAAAUUGUUUCCUAAAAACCCGCCUAAAAAUCCCCCCCCCCCGGGCAUCACUUCUCCCAAUAAUGUCUGGGAAAUCCCAAACGUAUGGCAGCCCUAACUAAACUAAAUAAUCAGAGGUGAGUUGUUGUGCUAAUGACAGCGGCAAUUUGCUUAGCUAUUUCCCCUGCUGGACUUCCAAGAUGAGACAUGAAUCCCAAACUCAUAAGGCAAGACUCACUGAUACCUACAAGCAGUGGGAGAGUUCUCUAAUCUUGAUGGUGGAGCAAGCCAUUUGUGUGGGGUAUCUCUAUCUCUCUAUCAUCUCUCUCUCUCUCUCUCUCUCUCUCUCACACUCACUCUCACUCUCCCCGCCCCCAGUCGCAAGAGCCCCAUGAAACUGUGUCAGAGGUUUUUGCCCAGUCCCAGCUCACUUGCCACCCAAAACACUUUCACAAGUUUUCCCUUGCCGGCAAGCAGGCCCUGGUUACGAGCAGAGGCUGGGUGAUUCGUGGAGCCUCAUUGUGGCUUUCACUGUGCAGUUAUCAAGAUAAGUGAGUCCCUGGCAAGUUAUAGUGCCGCGGACCCCUGGGUGUGUUCCGCAGACCCCCGGGGUCCCCAGACCCGUAAUUGGGAACCACUGCUUUAGUAUGUUCUUUAACUUGUGUUUUUUAUAUGUUAGUGAAUCCUAAGCAACACAGACAUUUAAUAUAAUAUUCCAAAUAAUACAAAAAACACAUCAACAAAAAUGCUGAUUAUCAGCCAUAAAUGAAAGAUACCAAGAUUAAUUUCAGUACAGAAACAAAAUCAUUAAAUUUCAAAUCUCCAUAUAAGGAUUUACUUGGUUGACCCAAAAGAAAAAUGAAUUUUGUCCAUAUAGCUAAGUCUCUCUCUCUCUCUCUCUAUAUAUAUAUACACACACAGAGGAAACUUGAGAGAAAGUAGUUGGUACAAAGUCUUCUAAAACUUUUGAAAAAUAUCAAAACUAAUCUUUAAGAAUAAUCAAGAAUACCUUUUUUGAACAUCUUCUAUGUCAGAGAGCCAUCAAAAGUAAAGAGCAUUGGGAAUUUCCUUCCCUUAACACUAAGAACGAAGCAGAAAGAUCCCUGUUUUCUUAUCUCUUUCCUUCCAUUUUCAAACCCGAAACCUCGUACGCUGAAGCCAUCUAGGUCAGCAACUCUCAUGGGGCAGUGGAAGAAGAAAACAGCUGCAGACUGUGGUUAUUCAGUGCUUCAUCGUAUAAGGAAGCACUGCUGGGCACAUUUAGGCUUGAUAUAAGCAACAUUCAGGCAUUCUGCUCAUGGGUGAAAACCCACAUGCAAGUAGGGGACAGGCAUGCGAAGCAGUUUCGCCACAUCUGCCAUCUUCCAUCUCAUGGAUGGUGAAGGUCUGAACCGUGGAACCUCUUGUGGAGACUCUGUAUGAUUUAGAACUCAGAUUAUUGUGUGGGGAAUGUCUCCCUGAGUAGAGGAAGUCUUGACCUCCAUGAGUUGAAAGGCGAGGGACAGGAGACGCUUGUUGCGCUCGUCCCCAUUCACCAUGCUGGCAAGUAGAUUUUAUUUGUGACCGUAACACUUGACUAGGGCUGCAGAUUGUUCUAUAUGCCUAACUUCCAGCCUGAGCUUCAGGUGAGUAUUCGUAUAGCAACCAUACAUUCCUGUUGCUCUUCCUUUUAUGUAGCCUUGGAUAUCCUCUUCAAAAAGCCUUGGAUAUCCUCUUUUGACGGACAAAUGGCAGCUUGUUGUUGUUCUUUAGUCGUUUAGUCGUGUCCGACUCUUCGUAACCCCAUGGACCAGAGCACGCCAGGCACUCCUGUCUUCCACUGCCUCCCGCAGUUUGGUCAAACUCAUGCUGGUAGCUUCGAGAACACUGUCCAACCAUCUCAUCCUCUGUUGUCCCCUUCUCCUUGUGCCCUCAAUAUUUCCCAACAUCAGGGUAUUCUCCAGGGAGUCUUCUUUUCUCAUGAGGUGGCCAACGUAUUGGAGCCUCAGCUUCAGGAUCUGUCCUUCCAGUGAGCACUCAGGGCUGAUUUCCUUAAGAAUGGAUAGGUUUGAUCUUCUUGCGUUCCAUGGGACUCUCAAGAGUCUCUUCCAGCACCAUAAUUCAAAAGCAUCAAUUCUUCAGCGAUCAGCCUUCUUUAUGGUCCAGCUCUCACUUCCAUACAUUACUACUGGGAAAACCAUAGCUUUAACUAUACAGACCUUUGUUGGCAAGGUGAUGUCUCUGCAGCUAGAUCUAUUUUAAUCUUGCCUUAUCGUUCAACCUGCUUUACCCCCUCCAAUCUGACUAGGUUCCAGUUAGGGCUGGGUGAUGUAUAGAUACACUGUCCAAAAUCAGUUUGACGUCCACGUUGUGGUAACGGUUUCAUCGUAUUCAACAUGGUCACAUAUUGCGAAUCAUGAUGUGUGUGCAUGCGCUAUGUAAAAAAUUGCGAUACGGGAAAAACUGUGAAGCUAGCCGUCGCUUCUUUCAUAAUUCCUGCCACCCUUUUGCUCUGUAAAAAUGUGUCUGUUUUAGAACCCUAAGCAGUAGCAGUUGCCAGGACAGUCCCCUGUUUGCUCCAUUUGCUACAUAGCUCCAUCCUUAUUUCAGACAUCAGUAUAUUUAGCUGGUGGCAUAUCACAGUGUUGCAAACCAGACACCGCUCAGCGCCAAUUCCAAUAUGUCUGGUGUUUUCCACUAGGAAGGGCAACAAUAAUAAUAAAAUCUCACAAGCUUUUUGUUAACAUUGAUGAUGUUGGACUUUGAUUCUCUUGGGAUCUGCUUUGAAACUUUGCUGCUAAAGGUUUGCAGCUAGGUUUUAGCCAGCGGUGCCUUUGCUUUGACGGCUGCCUUUGUUCUCUUGGCCCACCUGCUAGGCCUCUUCCCAUUGAUAAAUCCACGGGGCUGCUGUGUUGGCACUCCAUCUUUUGGCUUGUCGCUUCUCCCUUGGCCUUCUUCUCUGGUGUAAUCUGCCACGGCUGCUGUUGACAGCACUAGCAGCCUUCUGGACCCCUGCAGCUCAUAGCCGUUGUGGGUGACGGCCGAAUCUCUGGUGUCUUCAGCUGAUGUCCUUGGGCUGAAUGUCAGAGGAAUAAAUGACGAGAAGCAGCCCUUAAGGAAAUGAUUUGCGGUUCUGGUUGACACGGCCAAUAAUUUUAUUCUUCCCAAAUUCACAAGUGCCAAAAAAGCUUUUAUUGCUUUGUGCAAUUGACUAGAACCUCCUCCCUUGUAUCAUUCCAUAUCAUGCCAGCCUCUUCAUUUCGUUACCAUCCCUCAGCAGCUGGGACACGUGAACCGGAAUUAAUACUUGCGUUGGAAGUGGAAAUUCUUCAGCAUAAAUGCAGAAGAACAACAAUAAGAAUUCCUUUUAUACACUGCAUGGAAUGCAUUUGAGAUCUUAUCAAGACAAUUCAUUGUUUCCCUCCCCCAUUAACAACAACAACAACUUAUUUAUACCCUGCCCAUCUGGCUGGGUUUCUCCAGCCACUUUGGGUGGCUUUCAACAAAAGAUUAAAAAUACAUUAAAACAUCAGUCAUUAAAAACUUUCCUAAACAGGGCUGCCUUCAGAUGUCUUCUAAAUGUCGGAUAGUUGUUUAUUUCUUUGACAUCUGAUGGGAGGGUGUUCCACAGGGCGGGCGCCACUACCAAGAAGGCCCUCUGCUUGGUUUCCUGGAACUUUGCUUCUUGCAGUGAGGGAACUGCCAGAAGGCCCUCAGUGCUGGACCUCAGUGUCCGGGUUGAACAAUGGGGGUGGAGACGCUCCUUCACGUAUACUGGGCUGAGGCCGUUUAAAUCAGAGACUUAUUUCUCUAAUGGUAAACUGGUCUUUACCAAAAGGCCUCCUUCGUAGUAAUGAAAGCAAGACUAUUUAGCAUUUACAUUGUAUACCUCCAAAAUUUGUCCAAUUUAAACAGGGACGUCUUAGUCAACAACAGCAGCAACAACAACGAUGUUGAUGUUAUUUAUACCCUUCCUAUUUGACUGGGUUACUCCAGCCACUCUGGGCAUCUUCCAACAUAUAUAAAAACAUAGUAAGACAUUAAACAUUAAAAAAAACCCUUCACUAUACAGGGCUGCCUUCAGAUGUCUUCUAAAGGUUAUAUAGUUACUUAUCAAUCAGGGAUUGGUAACUCCAUACUCUCCAACAUAUCUCAAAUGACAACAGGGACACCCUAUCGUAUCCUCUAGCAUUUAUCCAUUGAAAAUAGGGACGUCCUAAGGAAAAGCAGGACAUUUCGGGAUCAAAUCAGAAACUGGAACGGCUUCUGUAAAUCUGGGAAAAUAGGGACACUUGGAGGGUCUGAUAUUGUGCUUUAGAUGUAUUCAAGGCACUGUGCAUGUCUACUCUGAAGUAAGUCCCAGUAAGACUUGCUUCCAGGUAAGUCUGUAUAUAGGAUUACAGCUUCAUUUGUACAACAGUCCUAUAUGGUUAGCUAAUGCUAUGUUAAUUUACAAAUGGCUGGCAGAGAGGAAAGUGACUCAGCUAGCGAGUUUUUGGGUGAAUUGAAAUUUGAACCAAGCAGUUAUCCAGUAUACCAUUAAAUGGUUUAUAUUGCAAACCUCCCUGUGAUGGUAUGGAAAUAAUAAUAAUAAUAAUAAUAAUAAUAAUAAUAAUAAUAAUAAUAAAUAAUGGAAGAUACUUGUUGUACCCUAUUUUUUCUCUGAAACAGCUGGCAAUGUUUCUCCAUAGGAACCAUUUCUGUGGAUAUCUUAUAUUAAGAAAAAAUAAUUCAUUUUUUUUAAAAAAUGAGUAUGGUGGUAUUGCAAUGUGGCAAUGUUCUCAUCUUCAGAAAGGAUUAUGUGAAAUCUUUUAAAGUGUUUUAUGCAAAGUUCAUCCUAAACUGGAGAAAGCUGUGGGGUUUUUGUAAAGGGGAAAAAAAUAAUUUUAUUGGAACCCAUCAGGUAAAUGCUGAAGUCUUCUGUAUUAAAAUUCCAUGUAAAACUGCUUCAGGGAUAUGGUAUGUUGCGUAGCAUAUAGACAACAUCUCACAAAGACAAUUCUUAGUACAAAUACAAGCACAACCUGUUCUUUGUGAAGCUGUUAUUCAUAGGACGACCUAGAAACAAAGAAUGCAGCUUCCAACUUGUUGUCUCCCCGAUGGUAAAAUUGCUUGGAUAUCAUAAUUAAAAAUGUCAGGUCCUUACAGGAGCAUUAGCUUGGCAAUGGUGUUGUUUUUAUACACUCUAGCAGGGGCAGGAGAGAAGAGAGCGGCUCUGGAAAUUUGCAAAAUGUGAAAACGAAUUGGCAGAGCAAAAUCUUGUCAUAACAUUCUCCAUUGCAAGCUACACGAUACCUGACAGCUUAUAUACCCUGUAGUAGAUCAUUUUGGCAGCGCAUUUUGUGCAGGAAAUAGGACUUUGGGAGAGCGGACAUUUUGAGAAAUUGUUGGUGUUCCGUAAAGAAAGGAGAGAUACUUGGCUAAGAUUUAAGAUAGUCUUGAAAUGGAACAUUAAAAAAGCACUAUAGUACAAAACAAAACAUCCUGCAUCGUAUCCUUGUGUGUGCGUUAGCUUAGAAGGGGGAGAAGCCUGUAUGCUGAAGGAAAGUAGGACACUGAUUUUUUAAAAAAAUAAGUUGGCCCGGAUAAUAGUUGGCCCUGAAAUGUAUCACAGAAAGAUUAAAUGUGAAUACUGCCUUCAUUUUUCUUUUCUUUUUUGCGAUAACUACUCUAGGGAAAAUCCGUACAGAAUAUGCUGCUGCCUUCAUACACUUAUAGGCAAUUUUGUGUUCCACUUGGUAACCUUUUUAGCAGGAUGCAGAGGAAAGAAUCCAGCAUAUUACUAUUGAACUUGGCGAUACUGAAGUACUUACUAUUAUCUUUACAGCUGUGACUUUUUCAAGCACAAGAGUUCGGUAAUAAGCGAUAUACGUCCUCUAUCUGAGCAGAUAACUUCCUGUACUGACAGAGAAAUUUAGUAUCUGUCUGUCUUCCUCUUCAUUUUCCAGGGAGAGACUGCUUGAGAGUACCAAUCAAAGAUUACAUCUUUCCUACUAACUGCAGCAGUAUAGUAUAGAAAGUGCUUGAGAGGGGAGAGAUGAACUGUAAAACCCAUUUUUAUACAGACAUUUAUUUAUUUAUAUUGUUAGAUCUAUCCUGCCCUUUCUCCUGUUACGGCCCAGGAUUCUGUACACAUAGCAUGGUAUUUAACUAAGUUUCACUCAAAGUAGACCUAUUGGGAGGAAUUCAGUGUUGUACCCAGCCAGGUGGGUGGCACAUAAAAUAAUAAUUAUAGCAGCAGCAGCAUCAUCAACAACAGAAAGCAACCACCACCACAACCACCACAACAAGAAAGAAUGGGAAAUUUUUAAAGUUAUUUAGGAGACCACUGUAAGCAGAUGAAAACAUUAGCAGGAUUCUAAUAACAUUUGUAAUGUAACAAGCACUAUGGAUAAUAUGGACAGAUGCAAAAUAUAGAUUAUGAAAUUAUAUGCAGCUGAAAAUGUUGACAAUAGGACCCAGAAGGGGGAUGGUGGGAAGUCUCGAGAUUCAGAGAAAUCUCUAUAUAUGGAUAUGCAUUUGGUGUUGUUAGAACUUUACAUUUGUAAAAUCCAAUAAAAACAAUUCCAAAAAACAACCACAACAAACUAUUACUAUUAUUGUUGUUGUUGUUGUUGCCUCUGUGCUGCUGGCUUUUGCUCAUACACCAGUUUAGUUAAAACCAUCUCCACAUCUUGUGGCAGUGAAUUCUAUUAGCCCACUCCAGAAAUUAAGCUCCAUAUGUUCGAAGAACAUUGGUGGAGGAGGUUGUGCGCAAUGGACACCCCACUUUCCUCACUGGCUCUACCCUCCAGACCUUCUGCACAUUGCCAGAAGGUCUGAAGGAGGAACCUAUACAUGUUCAGAUGAAUAGAUUGUGGAGUUUGGGACUCUGGGUCCCAUGGAGGAGCCUGUCACCUUCAGCUGAAUUCAAAGGUUCCCCCAUUUGCCUAACGCACUGAGGUCCUGGGGUGGAGCCAAUGGGCAGUUGUGACUCUGAGAGCAGGGCCAGCCCAGAGCCCACUUCCUUAAGUGAAGAAAUACUUCAUGUUGUAUGUUCUGAACCUGCUUCCAGUCAGGGAUUUCACUGCCUUCUCCAAGCAGCAGCAUCAUUCUGUGUGCCCCCACCCCCUUGGCACCGCAUCUCAAAUGGCCUGGGAAAUAAAUGUUUUGAGGCAACUGGCAGAGAUUCUGAGCCAACACUUUUCAGCAGAAGCAAUUUCCCCAGGUAAUUAGCUAUUAAAGCAUAUGUACAACCUCUUCACUCGGAUGCUUAAUGAGGGUAGGUUGCAGGAUACGGCGGAAAGCCGAACAGGUUGUCAUCUUGUGAGGGGGCUCAAAGGACCCGAGUGCCUGGGGAUAACGAGUUUCAUAAAUUGAGCCACUCUCCGUUGGAGCAUCCCCACAGCAGGUAACUCAAAUGACUGAACGGGAGGCACGUAAUUAGGUAGACUUCAUUACUUCUGUGUUAAUAAAUUAAAAUAAUUUAGGAACUUAUAUGGUUGGGAAUCUGGGUGUAGUGAUAAAAGAAAUGUUUGCUUUUGUCUUUUUUCUGCUUUGAUAAUGUUGAGCUCUGGUGUGUUUGUGUGUUUACUAGUUCAGACUAAUUAAAUUCAGGAAUUAAUCUCAUUGCUGUUAACCACUGUUGUCUUGUAUCUUUUAAGUUCCCAGUGUUCUGUAUGACUCUCUUCUUGAUAAAAAAAAGUUCUUAAGGGAGCAUGUAACAUUCAGUUUUUGCUUUUUCCAUUUUUUUUUUAAAAAAACUCUUAUCAAUUUCCCCCAGCCAUAGACUUAAAGAAUGGCUCUGGAGAAGUGUACCAGGGACCAGCCCGCGGGAAGGCUGAUACCAUUUUCAGCUUGUCGGAUGACGACUUCGUGGAUUUGGUGCUAGGCAAGAUCAACCCACAAAAGGUACAGAUGCAGAAUUCAUGUAUUAAAGGAAUGACUUUUAAUUUGCAGGUGCUUAAGAGAUGCUAAAGCAACAAGCCUAAACAAAGGAUGGCUAGGGCAGCAACAACUUCCCAUAUUAAGAAAAUACCUAAUUUGUUGGUCAUCUUGGACAUCUUGUUUCAGUCAUUACAAUGCUAUGUACAAUACCUGAAGGCUCACCUCUCCCCAUAUGAAGUGUCCUGGCCCCUGCAAUCUGUCAGGAGUUCAGCCUACACUUGAGUAGGACCCUGGCAGAGACACAUGCCCGCCUGGCAUGUUCUCUCCCUCCUGGUCAAUCGUUCGGGAGCUUCAUAAGCUUUCUUCAGCCCAAACAUCACAGCGACCGAUGCCAACCAACACCGGCACACUUAGGGAUCCGCAGAGUUUGCGCAACUUGUGUGACAGACCUCAGCAACUCAGCAUUUGGGCUAAUCUACUUUAUUUACAUGUAAACACACACGGAGCACUGCAACAUGGCUCCCUCUCUCUCUAGCAUCAGACAGCAAAGAGAAAAAGAACAAAGGACAACAGUCUCACUUCACAGAACACAGUAACACAAACAUACUGUUUCUGUCUCUUCCCAUUCUGUGGAGUCAAAACAUAGACCGUCAUGUGAAAGACAAAAAUCCCAUGACUGCAAUCAUGGAGCAGGAAUUCUAACACAUUCAUCAUCCGAGUCCCUUCUUCGUGUGCUUCCUCCACGUGAGGUCCAGAGGGUGGCAACACAAGAACAGCCCUUUUCUGUAGUGGCUCCCCAUUUGUGGGAUGGUGUUUAUCUGGUCUCUUCAUUAUAUAUUUUUAGGCGCCAGACAAAAGCAUUCCUCUUCAACCAGGCCUUUGGCGUGUCUGGAAUUUCCUGGCAUGUCUGGAAUUUUCCAGGCGUUAUGGCAAGCCUAGACAUGACAGAAUAGUGUGCACCAAGCCAUAACGCUUAGCUAUAAUAGUGUGGGUUUAUCAAUUUCAUUUUGUGCAUCCUAAAAGUGAUACUUUGCUGAGAAUUCACCUCUUCAUGUUCUGCACGCUGUAACGACUGGUUAUGUAUAGCCUAAGAAUUGAGCAUCAACGUUGCUGAAUUGAUGACUUAUUGUGCUAAUGUGCAGCAUUUCCUUUCUACCCAUGGUAACAUUUUGCAGUAGGCAAUACGAGACUUUGCAGUCUCAUAGCUCUACACUCCUAACUGUGGAAUGGUCCAGAUCUUCAAAAUCCCUAUUCAGAAUUAUUCUAUUCCUUUCCUUUAGUUCAAAGAAACAACAACUCCUGGUGAUUCAAUAGGUUUGACCCCAAUUGUCCACAGCAGAUGCCGCCCCCGUCCCCAGUUAAUUCCUCGUUGUCGCAUUCUCUUGUAACUGUUCUUUAAAAGUGCAACUCUGGAAGAGCAGAGACAGCCUCUUUAAUUGUUUCCCCCCCACUCUGCUUGCUGUAGGCAUUCAUCUCUGGUAAGCUGAAAGUUAAAGGAAACAUCAUGCUGAGCCAGAAGCUGGGGACGAUUCUUCAACAGUAUGCAAAGCUGUGAGUUCCCUGCUGGAUUGAGUUCGCCUGGGAAGAAAAAAAGGAGCCGUUUCCUUUUUCAGAUCAGCAACCUGAAACCUUUAUGCAAAUCCUGUCUUAGAUAACUUCUAAUAGACUUUAUUGCUAACUCGCAAGUUGCCUUGAUUCUUGCGGAUACAGAAAAUUGGUGUGGAUGUUGAUGGGUUUAACAUGAUCUUUCUUCUUUCUUCAAUGUUGCAAGCAUUUAUACCUUCCGUAGACCUUGUUCCUUGGAGCUACUUCCAAUUAAAACACAUUCAGUUAAUAUAUUUCUAUAUGAAAUUUAAACGUAAUUCAAUAAAACGUAACUUUGAUACC